Messenger RNA from Podarcis lilfordi (Lilford's wall lizard), 58913 nucleotides. The record is from the annotation of a GenBank genome assembly. Lineage: Eukaryota; Metazoa; Chordata; Lepidosauria; Squamata; Lacertidae.
GUGCGGACCCCGCCCCCGGGCAGCGGGGUCGCCCCGCCCCGCUCGCACUCCGAGAAGUUUCCCAGGGUCCGGGAGCGAGGAGGAGGCGCCGCCGCCGCUGCCGCCGCCGCCGCGCUUUCGGUGUCCUGGUGUCUGGCUGGAGCCUCGGCGCGGCCCCUUCCAUGGAUCUAUAGGGCGGCAACAGGACUUUAGGGGGGAAUGGGCUUGGCGUCCCGGCGCGGGGGCCCGUGGCGGGCAUGGCUGGGCUGCAGCCUUUUGGGCAUCGCUCUGCUGGCGCGCCUGACCCGGGGAGCAGGUAAGGAGGACCUCGGGGGUGUCGGGGGGGGGAGGACGGGACACAGGGCGCUCGCCCCUCCGGCUUCGUUAAGCCUAGCACGGGUGGGAAGAAAGCCCUCCCCGCUUCGGCCGGGCUCGAUCAUGGCCUCUUCGUUUCCUCUUUUCAAACUUUUCAAGCAAACUUCGCCGGAGCCUCUCGGAGUCCCCUUGGCGCUCCUCGGUGCCUUGAGCCGCCAUCUCCCUCCCUCCCUCCAGUGCGGGUGGGGGGGACGGACCCUGAAGUUAUUUUCCUUGUUCCCGGCUAGAUCCCCGUCCUUUUCUCUCUCUCUUCCGCACCCCCCCCCCCCACGCCAGAAGAAGGGGAGGGAAGGGGAAAGGGUUACGGAACGGGCCACAAAGAAAAUAAAUGAUCGUUGUUUAAUUACCGAUUGUGUGAAGGGGAGGGAGCGAUUAGGCUGGAUUGGCGGGCGGGCGGGGGGUGCUAAUUCGCCGGCACUGAUUUGAGCUGCGGGGAAACAAUCUUGCACUUUUUAUUUACUUGAAGUAAACUUUCUCGGCAGCCAGUUUAAGCUUCCCAGCCCGGAGCGGCUGGAAAAACCGGAGCGUGGAUUUCGGAUCUGGCUUCUCUCGGUCUCCGCUGUAGCCGUCGCUCUCUGUUUCUCUUUCUCGGCUCCUUGCAAAGCAACUCUUGCUCGGGCAGGCUGGCGGAGGGAGAAGCUUUCAAUUUUCUAUGGUAUCCCAUUGAGGUUUUAUUGAAGCGGGUAUGCUGUGGAGUUUGGUUCUGCCAAAGCCUGGAGUUUGUGCAAGAGCGUAAAGGAGGAAAUAAAUGUUUGGUUUAACACGCCUGUUGUGCAGACAUGCAAAUGCAUUUGGUAAACGGCAUGGAUUGAAAAUUUAGUGCCCUUGAUUGUGCAACUGGUGUAUGUGAGUUUGUCUGUGAAUGUGCGCAUGAUCAUAUGUUUAAAAACGCAUAAAAUGCAUUGCAUGUGCAAGGCCCACUCGUCCUCUCUUUCUCAUGGAAUAUAUGCAAGAGGUACAUACAUGAACUUAUAUUUGUGUAGCAAGCUUGUGUGCUGGUUUGUGUGUGUGUGAAAUGAUUUGCUGGUAAGUGGGGUGGUUGUGGGUUAAGGGGUGACGCCUCCGCCUCCCUUUUGGAUUGUCAUGAAAUGGCCUCCUUGGAAGGCUUUACACCCACACUGACAUUGAAUUUGAUAGAGCUUUUGUUGCUGCGCAUUGUGUGUACAGGAUAGCAAAGGGAAGGGUGUUGAUGAUCUGGGCAGAUGUAGUAGCAGCUGUUGCCCCCUCGCGCGCCCUCCCCUUUCACAUUCUGCUGGAUGCACAAACUUUUAUUGUUGCUGCAAGCUAUUCCCAAGAAGCUGCCCAAGUGCCUCUCGAGCCAAUCCUGCUCUCGCACUGUGUGUUCUAUAGCCCUGGCAUGGCACCCUUGUUUCCGACCCAAAGGAGCUAAGUCUGUGGCUGGCUUCGAAGUUGCAGAUCCCUGACUGUGAAACUGGGAACGCGUCUUGGAGCCAUGCUAGGGAGUGCACAGCUCAGCAACUGGGCCAGCCAGUUCCCAUGCUUCUGGGGAGUUGCAGUGGCUCAGUCUGCUUUGAAAUUCUCUCUCCCCACCCCCACCCCCCCACCAAGCCGGCUUUUCCCCCAUUUGUGCGCUUGGGAAUAUACUGUGAUGCAAACGAGAGAUAAGAUGAUUUAAUUGGGUGUCGUGCAGCGACUUGCUUGCCCUAUGAAACGUGCAGCAGUAUGCCAGGGAUGAGAUAAUUGCAGCGAAAGGUAAAUAGAACGUGGGGCUAUUAUUCAGCCUGGGUUUCACUCUCCCAUGAAGCCACCUGACUGGUUUGGGGAAGCCGGCCUUGCUUAUUAGAACGCUCCCGGCCAGCUGGUGCUCCAGUGCGUGGGAAUGUGCGGCUCGUCCAACGCAGGAGGCCGGGGAUGCUGUGGAUUGUGGGUGCCCGGGAAUAUGAAUCCCCUCCUCCCCUCCCCGCCAGCUUGCUGCUUGGCUGGACAUAGACAGGGCAUUGUUCUUGGUUGAGCAACUCCACCGCAGUGCUGCCGAAGCCCUGGCGGUCUUGCGCCAGACAAGGGCUCCGAGCUGCUGCUUUGAGCCACACGGGAACAUUUCUAAUGGCUCUAGAGAAUUCAAAAUGGUGCGAAAGGCACUGGGACCCCUGUCCUUAAGCUUUCCCAAAACAGCAUCUGAAGGGCCUCAAAGAGUAGGAGGUUCAGGGUGAAGGGCCAACUCUGGUUGAGUGUUCUGAGUUUGAAUUGGCAGGAUGCAGUCUUUUUUCUUCCUUUCUUUUUAGGUGUGGGCUGUAUCAGAUGAGGGUCAUGCAAGGGUUGGGACUCCUGCCUAGUAGGACAGGCCCUGUGUGAGAGACAAAGCAGGCCGCUUUCUACUACAGUAUGCAUAUGAACCUUAGGGCUAGAAACUUAGGCCUUGUCCAUAGCAGUGUCUGCAAGCCAGACAUUUUGUCUCUUCCAAAGCUGUUCCUUCUUUUCUGCUUGGCUCCGCUGAUAACAAUGUGAUGAUCUGCAGGAAAGUGCCUCACUUGAUGAAGCCCUCAUCCAAGGGCUGCUUCACAUGAUCGGGCACACAUGAGGUUUUUCCACCGUGAUUUGGCCUUGGCUUCCCAGAAAAUGUAUGCAACAUGCCAUGACAUGAAAGAUCUGCAUGUGUGAUCAUUGUACAUGUGUUUUGUCUUUGUUCUUUACGCAUCUGAAUUUUGUAACAUAUGCAGCGUUCUUAACUGGCAUAGCCUUUCCCUUCCAAAACGGGUGCAAUCCAUUGCCUAAAACUGAACAUUACUAAAUUUCAAAUGGAAAUUUGUGGUUUGAUUUGGCAGGAGCAGGGACUCAAAUGUGAGCAUUUAAAUACGUGCUAAGCUUUGCCAAAAACACAAGCGCCAAGUUAUGCCGUUAAUUAAUGUACUUCAAUACAAAAUUGAACCUGGAGAUUGGUGGAAUUGAUUAUUUGAAUCCAGUUUGCACAUGCUCCUAUCCCAUCCUCUGGAAUUGGGAAGGAUAUCUUCCCUGCCUACACAGUUUUCCAGAUCUGAUAGUAACACAGCUUUGUCAUUAAUGGCACCCUCUGUGUGUAUCUGAAAUCUUUCCUCUCCUUUUUUUUUAAGCUUGUGGGGAUGGUGAGACUGCAAAAGUUCAAAUCUGGGUGUGUGUGUUUUUGUCAAUUCUAGAAAGAAUAAAUGUAAUCAUCCAGAGGUCUUUCCCUUGGGGCUUUUAGUUGGUGUUUUCCAUUUUGCAACAGGUUUCCUUGCCUUCAGUUGUGUCUGUGUAAGGGAGUAUCCUAAGUCUUGAUGGUACCGAGCCCAUGUCUGACUCUGCAGUAUCUAAUCCUGCUGCCUUUCUUUGUGUUUCUUGUGUGGACACAGUGAGGAAUCUCUCCCCUCACCCUCCCACCCCCUUUGUAGAUUCUGUGAGCUGAAGCUGUCUGUGCACAGAGUUGUUGAGACACAGCAGCUGCCUCCCUGCUGCAGCCCCUCCAGAUGCAAUAGCAGGGCCAGCCGGCUGGCCAUUCAACUCCCUGCCCCUUUAUUCUGCCCACAUUGCUAGCCAGCUAACAAAGGCAGCUGGAGAGAGCCUGGGAGCCCCUCCACACAGCCUUGCAGCACUCAGUCACUUUUGGGGGGCCAGAUUCCUCGCUAACAGGUAGCCACACUUCCUUUUUAUUAGCCUCAGCGGAAUGUGCGUGGGUUGAAAGCAGCAUCCGAGUCCCAUUAUAUGCAUGGAUCCUGGUUCACCACGCUUCUGUGCAGAAUGUAUUCAAAAGCACAGGUAACCAGUCUAAGCAAAUCAGGAUUGGGUUGCCUGUUGUGGACCUCCCAGAUGCUUGCUUAACCACACCUGCAUUCAGUUUGGGUUGAUAAAAGUCAGAAUGGAUAGGAAAUAAGUGCAAAUGUUGAUCACAUGGUUUGGACUGAGAGCAAUGGUAAAGUUUUACCCUUUUCAUUGUUUUGGAGAACCUGGAGGAGGAUGGUGAGGGAGAGGGGCAUAUUGUUGCUCCUGCCAUUUGGACGUGGCUGUGACUCAACCUUCCCCUUUUAAAAGCCAGAAUUGUGCUUAGGCUAUGCAGUGGUAACUUUUUUGCAGCAAAGGGCCCAAUUCCUCUCAUUUCUGUUCUCUGCUGUCCCCAGGUACAUAGAAGAGCCGUAGCACAGUGGUAUAGCAUCUGCUUUACAUGCAGAAGGUCCCUGGUUCAAUCCCCAGCAUGUCUAGGUAGGGCUGGAAAUGCCAUCCAUGGUGAGCCUCUGCCAGCCAGCAUAGACAGUACUGAGCUAGAUGGGCAGCUUCCUAUGGUCCAGCCUAGCAGUCAGGCUUAGUAUAUUUUGUCCAAGCAGAAGGCUUGGUAUUGAGUGCAGAACUCUGCCUCCUGUGAAUCUUGGUGCUCAUUCUUUAAAGCAAGCUCCUAGCUUCUAUGUCUGCUGCAGUGAUGAGUAGGGCUCAGCAACGCCUGGGAACACUUCAGUAACCCGGGAGAGGCUGAGCAGGGCUUCCAUUGCUCAGGAAAUAGGACUUUCGUGCCCCGCAUAGUUGUUUCUCCCUCCCUGUGACUAAGAAUAAAUUAUGCAAGAUAGGCAACUCACGCAAAUUUUCUCAUUUUGCAUAAUUUAUCCCGGUCAUGAUUUUCAGCUUUUCUUGGCUCAGAAUUUUGUAUACCUUGGCACAGAAUUUUCUUUCUUUCUUUUUUUGUUAGUAACGAGACCUGUUUAUAUGUGCCUGCCAAUAGGGGCCUGGAAUCAGUCAACCACACCCUACAUGGUAACCAAGAUAUGUGGGUGGUACCCAAGGCAUGGGCUGUCAGCAUGUUAAAAGAAGAUGGGGAAUUGCAGGAGGUUUUUCUCUGGGACUCUUUCUUUGUCUCUGGUGUUUUGUAGGUUUUGAUUCCUUUGAAAAAGGCAAGCAGUGCUUGUAACAUGCAUGCUUAUUGCUGUGAGGUAGGAGUAGUUUUCAAACUUUCAGAAUUUAGCACAGACUUUCUCCAUUUACUUAUAUCCUGAGGAUAUGGAUAUGGAAUGCCUGAACACUAUAUAAAGCAUAGUGUGCAUGUUCUCUUCAUGUGGGGGCAUUGGCUAAGUCUGUUAAGCCUUACCAUCAACCUACAUCAAUAAAGAAUAUACCUCAGGGUGCACUAAGUACUCCCAGUGGCCAAGAAGUUUGGUGGAUAGCAGUGGGCAAGGUGUCAAAGCUUCUCUGCCAUUUUGGAUCGCUGAGAAACCCCAAGAGUUCCCCAGGUUUGAGUUUUCUGAGCUAGCCAUUCACAUUGGCACUGACUCCUAGAAUGAGGAGCAACUGUGGUACAUUCGGGGUUCUAACUUCCAUGGAAGCCCAGGAGGUCUGCAUGCAUAGACUUUCCUGCCAUAGAGACACCCAUGUUCAAUGUUUGGCAUCAAGGGGUAGGGAGCAGUGGGUCCACACCACUGGCUCUCUCUCCCCUCCUUUAAUCACAUGGAGAUCGUUCAAGCAGUUAAUGUGAGAAGCGGGAUUGGAUCUCCCAUUCUGUAUCGCAUGCAACGCUCCCUUUGGUGGCUUGAAAUGGGUUCUUCGAAUAGCUAUCCAUGUCAAACAGAGGUCAUAGCAAGGCAAAAUUUUCUUCCUAAAGGAAGUGUUAGAAAUGCUUCAAACUCCAAGAAUGAAUUUGCAGGCAGACUUCCAAGUUGGAGCCUCUUUGAGUGGUGAUAUUUUGCUCCAGAAGAAGAUGUAUAUAAUGCCCUAUGUGUUGACAGAACGUGUGGCUGAAUCGCUAGAGUCUGGUCCUCCCUGACUUCACCCGUAUCUAGAGCUUGGAACAGAACUUGGGAAUCCUGGCCUCCAGGGCCUUUGCUCACACUCAGGAAGGGCCAAGUAGAGAGGUGCAAGCCAGAUUCAGCUGUCAGCUUCAGCUGAUCUGAGGACCCUUUAUCAAAUUUUAAUAGAGACGUGGUAGCCAACUGUGCUCGCACUUCUGAAAGGAAAAUGAAGCAAUGGAAUUCCAUGUGUAUUUAAUAUGGUAAUACAUCUUCUUGGAUUGAUAGUUGGAAAAUUUUCCACUGCUUUUCCUUUUCCCUGAAGAAAAUUUUACGUUGUUUUAAGUUCAUUAGUAACUGAAUGGAUCCUAAUUGCAAAUAACUAUCAGGCAAACUUGGCAAUUUCAAAGUUUUAGCUUUGCUUACUAAAUACAAGUGAAAUAAACAUGUCAAAGUAGAUCACUCUUAUAGGGCAGGGAUGGCGAGCCUGUGGCUCUCUAGAUGUUGUUGGACUCCAAGUCCCAUGAGCCCCAGCCAGCAUAGUCAUGACCUGGGAUGAUGGAUGUUUCAGACCAGCAGUGUUUGGACGGCCACAAGUUCCCCAUCCCUGCUGUAGGGCAUCAGAAAGUUUUCUGAUGCAAAUUAUUGUAUCCAAAUGACACUAAUUUGGAAAAUUGUCCUAUUAAUAAUUUCCCAGGAAACAUACCUCACUGCUGGGAAGAAUUAGUGUCUUUCCAGGGACAUUUGUCCCACAGCAUCCUUUCCUCCCAUUGGUGACCUCAUACUAUUGAAAUGCAUGUGCUCCAUCUCUGUGUUCCUUAUACUGCAAACUUUAUUACACAGCCUGACUAUCCUUAAGUCAGAUUCUUUCAGCCCCAGCUAGUGUCAACAUAUCUGACCUGGUUUUAAGCCAAAGGCCUCCUGGGAAAUACAGGUUUUAAAAGUGGGAAUUUCCAUUGGAGGAAGGGUUGUUUUGCACCCUUGGACUGCCAAGCCCUGGGAGGAUAUAUUUCUUAAGACAUUUCAAGGGCAUCCUGAUCUGUGAAGGGAUGAACUUGGCAAGCCUGAUGUCAAGGUCAUAGUAGAAUAAACUAUGAUGUGUUGUCAGGGGUAGGCCAGAAUUCAAAAGACCUGCUCUGUAAUUGAUACAGUAUUGUGGUUUUGAUUGUAUAUUAUGGCGUAGCUAAUGUGGUGGGAUAAAAACCCUAGUCUACCUCCCUUAUCAAGGACAUGAUACUGGUCUUCAUGGUAUAAUUUGAGUCUUUUGUGGGGAGUGGAGAAUCUUGCCAUACAACUGUCAUCUCAUUCUUGCCUCUGCCUUGAAGAAACAACUUAUGAUGGUCUUGCAGAAUGAGAAGUCAGUAGGUAAACUGUUACAGCUCUUUGGGUCGGUUACAUUUGCAAGUUUAACACCACAGGGAUUUCCUGACUGCUUCCUGCAUGUCUUGCAGUGAACACUGUAUUAUCCAUCUGAAAGUACAGUAGUACCUUGGAAGUCGAAUGGAAUCUGUUCUGGAAGUCAGUUCAACUUCCAAAAUGUUGGGAAACCAAGGCAUGGCUUCUGAUUGGCUGCAGGAAGCUUCUGCAACCAAUUGGAAGCCGCAUUGGACGUUCGGGUUCCAAAGAACGUUUGCAAACCGAAACACUCACUUCCGGGUUUGUGGCGUUCAGGAGACAAAAUGUUUGACUCGCAAGGCAUUCGGGAUCCAAGGUACUAUUGUACAUGGAAUACAGAAUGGACAGAACCCAAGGAGUUCCAGUUGGUUAAUCUUCAUGUGUCUUCCAAGGCAUGUGAGUCUCCCUCAGGCAUUUGCUGUGUGCACUUAUGGUGGAGAUCUAGGAACAAUGUCUGCCCUGCAAAGCACAAAAUGUUCCCCAAAUAAAGUGUGGUGGCUUGACACUUGUGCAAAAAGGGGUUUAUGAGCUGUGAGUCAGUAGUGCAUUCAUUCCCAAGACGCUGGGCUCCUGUGAAAUGCCCAAAGAUCAAGCUCCAUGCUAAUAACUUUGCUGCACAAACUGCAUGCACAGGGAACUACAGAGGCCUAUGUUUUUAAACAGAAAGGUCCAGAGUAGACAAUUGUGAAAGAACAACAGAUCUUGCAGUCGUCAAGGGUUACUGCUUUUUUGCUUUACAAAGAUUAAACAUGGGUACUAGUCCUAGCAAUCAGAUCAUGGUUAGCAUGCUAUACUAGUUAUGAUGAAACCAUCAUUGCAAAUAUACAGUAUAUCUAGGCAUGCGGUGCAAUGAAAAAUCCAUGGUUUCAGAGUGUAGCUAAUGUUGCUUUUCUUGAUUAACAAAUCAAGAAAUCUGGAGAGAAAUGAUGCUGUUGUUGAGGAAACAGAGGUCACUGAGACAGAGAAGCAUUUACUUCUCCAAAUUCUUUUAAAAGUGUCUUAAAUGCUUGAAACUUUAAGGGUGUCUUUACAAGAUAAAUUCUCUGGGUUUUUUCUUUCUUUCUUACAAGAUUCAGUGAGACCAGAUUAUCAGGCCUCAAAUAUUUAUUUUAUUAAAUUUAUAUCCUGCCCUUACUCCCAAAGGAGCUCAGAGUAGCAAACAUAGCACCUGACAUCUUGGGUGAGGUGUGCUGUCCUUCAUAAGAUUUGUUAUGGACACAGCUGUGUGAGUUUGGGAAAGAAAAAAUAUUGCUAGCUAUCACAGUCCAAAUUCUGUGCUGAAUCUUGCAAGCUGCAUAAAUUAUAUAAAUCAAGCAAGUUUGUUUAGUUUGCCUAACUUUUGUGUUAGCUUGUAGAGAAGGGCAAGGAACUAAUGCAAGGCACUGAAGCCUUAACCCCUUACUGCUGGAAAAUCUAGGCUCCCCACUGCCCUCCUCCUGGGCAUAAUACGUGGUGUUUAGAAAAUGAUUCUUGGUUGGUGGUUUUCUACAAACAAGACUGAAUUCUUAACUUGUUUGAUUGUUUACAUAGACUUGUUGAUUGACAGAGCCGUAAAUAUUGGCCUGAGAUGACCCUUGGGCACAUAACCCUUACAAUCAAUCUCUCUUUCUCUCUCUCUCUUUUUCUCUCAAUGUUGCUUGCAUGUUUAGUGCUGCUUGUCAUUUAAGGAAGGGAUGGUUGGGGUGGAGGUGAGAAGCCAGGACUCCUGGCAUCUGGCUGAGCCCUGCAAAGAGCAUGAGGAUUAAGCAGUCAAAGCAGUGGGAGCCAGAGCACCUCAAUUGUAGUCUUUGGCUUUUCACUGCCUUGAAGGGUGACCUCUGCCACUUCUUAUUCCCAGUGGUUCUUUAAAGAGCAUGAAACCUAUUUGCCUUCUAACUUGUUUCUGGACGGUUUGAUGCAAAGCUAGAGCCUUGGAGAGCUAAUUUCCUGGGCUUUGGGGGAGGCUAAUGUUGAUUUGAGCAAAGAAAGUUCUUUGGGUUGCUUGUGUUCCCUCUCUUUGGAAGGUGGAAAAUCAAGGCUCUUGUGAGUUCAUCUUCUGCCUUGCCGUGUUUUGGGAGGGGGUGGCCAACAGGACUAAGAAUAUUUUCUCUUUGCCACUGUGGGCCAUGUUGCGAUUCCAUCCCAUCCCAUGUUAUAUAUGAGAGGGAAGUGUGAUCACUGAUUCCCUUUGUUUGCCACACAUUUUAGGCAGUCUGGUUUCAGACUGGCUUGCUUCUGUGUAGGUUUAGGUCUGGCCUUUCCUUUGGAGAUAAGGUUCCAUGCAAGAGCUGAGAAUUGUGUUUAUGGCUGCAGGGCCCUCUACAUUUGGGUGCCCAUGUCUGAAAAGCGUACACGUGUUGGAAUGUUGGUUGUAGAGUUGGAGGUGUGGGGAGUGCAUUCCACUGGCUCAAACUUGGCUGUGUGCUCUGGAAAGGACGAAAGGGUAGGAAAUUGUGGGUUUGUGUUGUGUCAGGAAUGCUUCCCGCUGAGAUACUUAGCUAUGCAUAUUAUACUUCCUGUGAGAUUGUGUACAUAUUCACGUAUGCAGUGUUACAUGUGCUUAAGCUGGUUUGAAAGCAUUCAGGCACAGGGUGUGUUUAUGCUGUCUUUGUGAGCUCCUGGCAUUGUGUGCAUGUGUGUGUGUGUGUGUGUGUGUGUGUGUACACAUGCAACUGUGCUGGGAAUACUUUUCAUUAUUGUGCUUGCUAGCUGUGUUUGAGACGGUUGCCCCAUAUUGUUCACCUGUAAGAGUGUGUGUAUGUGUAAAAGAAACUCACUGACUACAUAUCUGUUUAGGUUUCGGUGAGCAGAGUGUCUGCACCUAUCUGUAUGCAGCCUUUGCUAGUUACACGGUGUUCAAGUUGUGGGGAGGGUGAAAUCCAUAGUGGCGUAGGUUCAUUUUGGGUGCGGGGGAAUUUAAUAUGGUCUGCAUAAAGGGCGGUUGCUGAGAGCACAUUUUGCUGCAGUGCUGCUGCUGGCUCUGCAUGCCGACAGAGUGAGGGGCGGCAGUGGAGGGGGGAGAGGCAUUGUCUGGGACUGAUCUGUGUGCUGGGCACGCACUCUGUUACAAGUGGGUCUCUAGGAAAUGGCUGAGAGUGAGUGUAUUGCCUGGGCCCCAGCUCCUUCCAUCUUCUCUCUGCUCUCGAGAGGGGAGGGGUCUCAGCCAGCAUCCCUUUGCUGCUCGGCUGCAUCUCCCUCCUUCAGUAGGCCCAGAGCACUUGUAGUGUCUCUUGAGCCUGAAAAGGGGUUCCUUUGGGAAUGGAUGUGUCUCUAAUUUUGUUCCUUUCAGAGGGCACUCAAACACCCCUCUCAGGGCUGGCAGAGAUGGGUGCCUGUGGUUCUUUCCCCUAGCCUGGGCCCCAUCAGGGGACGUGCUUUGCUUGGCUUAGCUUGGGCAUUUACUAAAUGGCUCCUCCUACCCACUCACGAUGGCACAUAGGAGGGCGAGGAAGACUGCGGGAUCCCCAUUUUUCUGUGCCAGUUUUGUUAGGCCCUUGUCCUUCCACUUUGAGUUUUGCAGGGGUUUCUUAAAAAUACCAGCCUCCCCAUACACAGGGCUCUCUAUACAGAUCUGUGGAGGUUGAAUCUCACUUUCAGCUAGCUCUCUCGGUGGCAGUUGUCAGAGGUCACCAAGUACUUGUGGAAUCUCCAUAACUCCAAUGACUCGCCAUGAUCUGAGACUGCUGGGUUGUUUAGUGAUUCUAGUUUGUUAGCUGCAGUCCUCAGAUGAUCUCUGUCUUCUCUAGAAUGCCCAGUCCCCCAGAAACUGCUGUCUUUCCCUUCCUGGUUGCUUGGGGAUUCCAGAUGCAUCCCUGUGCUUGCCCCUCUCUUUGCUAGAUUGUGGGAAACCAAUGUAAGGGAGAAAUCUCUGAAGAGGAGCCGUUUUUUCUUGCCAUUUUGCAGAUUGUCUCUCUUCCCUACGACUUUCGAUGGUAUUCUGCAUACUUUUUGACCUUUGCCAAUGAAGCCGGUCUCUAGUUACUGGGCAGUGUAGAGGCUGAGGUUGCACUAACUGAGCCAGCUAAGCCUACUUGUGGCUUGUGAGAAAUUCUGUCUACUCCCUUCGUUUGAAGCAUUUCUGCCUUAUUCCUGUUUUGUGUUGUCUGACGUGACCCCUUGAAGAUGCAUCUGCAGACCUUCAAUUAUUAUUUCCAUCUCUCUGUGUGUUCAGAAGCCUAACAAUAAUAGCAUAUAUGAAUUGUUCCAUGGAUGAUAAUUUUAGCAAGAAAAAUCUGUUGUGGGACUGUGGGCAGUGCUUGGGAUGGGAAGAAUCUGCUCUCAGUUGCCAUUAUCAUCUUGUUUAAGUGAAAAGGUUUUCUGUGGGGGGGGGGGAGAGGAGAGAGAGAGAGAGAGAGAGGGGCCCAGUGGCAAAGUUCUGCUUAGAAAAAGUCCCAGGCUCCAUUCUAAUAUUUCCACACAAGGGCUGAGAUUGAUUCUUGUCUGAACCCCUAGAGAGAUGCUGCCAGUUGUGUAGACCAGGGGUGCAGUGUUUCAGUGGCGUAGCGUGGGUUGUCAGCACCCGGGGCAAGGCAAGUAAUUUGCGCCCCCUAACCCGUGGAUUUGCGCCCCCUAACCCCCAGAUGUUGUGCCCGGUGCGGCCGGCCCCCCCUGCACCCCCACGCUAUGCCACUGCAGUGUUUAAAAUAAGCCAGGCGCCAGGCACGUUUUGCUACUGACACAGGUCCACUUGCAACAGCGUGGAGAUUUCUGGGCACCAGGUUGGCAAUCACAGUUGAAAAAUCUCUGCCUUACUCCAUAGUUAGUACCAUUUCCCUUUCCACUGUGUAUGUUUCUUCUUGCAUACUGGGACAAGUGAAUUGUUGUAAGAGCAAGCUACAGUCAAGCAAUGUAGUUGAGAUAAUAGAAUCAUAGAACUGUGGCAUUGGAAGGGAUUCUGGGGGUCAUCCCCUGGCAGAUAGACAUUCUGUUGUGGCGACCACAACCUAGAUUCAAGAUGUCAUUUGGUGCCUAGUUUUAUAUACCUGAGUUUCUAACAGUGCACAUGUGGCCCUCCAGAUGUUGCUGGGCUCCAACUCCCAUAAUUCCUGAUCGCUGGCCAUUGUGGCUGCAUCAUGGGAGUUGGGAGUCCAGCAGUAUUAGUCUAUCCUUCCAGGUGUGGAUAGUAGGGAGCUAUAUAAACCUAUAGUCUGACUUCGUAUAAGUCAGCUUUGUAUGAUCAAAACACUGCUUUGGGGGUGCAAUGGAGAUUGUAAAAGCAAAAUACACAAGUUCAGUCCAUAUCCUUUAUCCUGGGGCAAGAGCUAAGCAUGACUAUAAAACAUAAGAGGUGCUUUUUGAGCUCAUGGCAUGAUGGUAAUGGUUGUUUCCUUGUUGUUGUUUUCCUUGCACCAGGUUGAGUGUACAUGGGAGCUUUUGUUGAGCUGUUGUGACCAGUAACUUUUGCUAGAUCUGUUCUUCACAGCCUGGGCAUUGCUUUGUUGUUUCUACAGCUGUGCAAUGGCAUGCUCUAACCAAGUUCUUUCUCUUUUUCUACAGCCAUACAGUGCUUGGAUGGUGACAAGCCCUGUGAGAAUGGUGGGAGCUGUGUUGUUUACUCCAACGGGAUAGCUGCCUGCAUGUAAGUGACACCCUUGCACAACUUUGCCCAUGGGUUCAACAACAGCCUGUGCGUCAAACCAUCUUGGGGGUUUGUAGGGUUGGGCCACUGCCUUCAAAGGGCAGACCAGUAGUGUAAUUUGGGAGCUGUAUAGUUGUCAUUGUGAAAAAUUGCUGCUUGGCUUGAAGUGGGAGAGCAGCGAGCUCUGUUGACAGGAUGCAGGAUAGUUUAGGAAAUAUGGGGCCUGGAAAUGCUUCAAAAGUUACAACAUGACAUGCAUCCUUCUCAGUGGCUUUGCAUUAGGCCUGUAGGAACUAAUGACUGGUGCAGAUUGGCUUCCAAUGCAUACUUUGACUCUUCUUCAGCUGGGAUUCUGUUUGCCAUGGGACACUGGAAUAAUUUGGUCUCAACGUCCAUUUAGAGACACCCACUUGACGGAGUGGAUAACAUAUUGGACUUAAUUUAAGGAAACUUGAGUUUGAAUUCCUGCUAACCAGUGAAGCACUAAAGACAGGAGAUCUUGGACCAGUUCUUAUUUAUCUACCUAAACUACCUCAUAGGGGUGGUGUUUUGUUUUGUUAAGAUAAAAUAUGAUACCCCCCCGCCCGCCCCCAAUGUAAGGCACCCUAAGUUCCUGGGAAGAAGAGUGGAAUAUAAAUGUGGUAAACAAACAUCUUACAAGGAGGAAAGAAGGGAAGGGAAGAAGAACAGGUUUUCUGGUUACCGCAACAAUUAUAUUAAUAUGAAUCUACAAAGGAGCUAAGGGCCCAAACAGAUGAUAUGACGAAGAUCUGGAUCUGAAUUGAGCAGCUGCAAUGCGUGUGUGUAUUUAGGGCAGUGUUAGGAAACCUCUGACCCGCCAAAUGUUGUUAUUGGACUCCAGGUCCCAUCAGUCCCCAGCAAUGUGGCUGGUGGCCAGGGAUGAUGGGAGUUGUGGUCAAACAACUUCUGCAGGACCACAGGUUCCCUGUCCUGGUCUUUGAUUUAACACUUCCCCUCCAUUUUUGAAUCUCAAUUCCUGUUCAUGUAGUUGCUAUUAAUCCCGCAGCAGAAAACAUACACAUGAUGGUGGGAUGGCUCAAGGUGUUAAAGGAAGACCCCUUUGAUCAAAUUUGGAACACCUCACAGAAAUGUUUUUAGGUUGAAAUCAUACCGUAUUUUUCGCCCUAUAGGACGCAAUUUUUCCCCUCCAAAAAUGAAGGGGAAAUCUGGGUGCGUCCUAUGGAACGAAUGCAGGCUUUCGCUGAAGCUUGGAGAGCGAGAGGGGUCGGUGCGCACCGACCCCUCUCGCUCUCCAGGCUUCAGGAAGACAUCCGCAGCCUAGGCAGCCCUGCGGGAGGUCCCGCAGGGAUGUCUAGGCUGCGGAUAGCAGCCUGCUUCCCGGAGCGCCGGGCGCCCUGAAAGCAGAGCGCCCGGCGCUUCGGGAACACAUCCGCAGCGUGGGAGCCCUGCAGGAGUUCCCGCAGGGCUCCCACGCUGCGGAUAUCAGCCUGCUGCCCGGCGGGCGGGGCACCCUGAAGCAGAGCGCCCGCGCGCUGGGCAGACAUCCGCAGUGUGGGAGCCCUGCAGGAGUUCCCCACAGGGCUCCCAUGCUGCGGAUAGCAGCCUGCUGCCCGGCGGGCGGGGCGCCCUGAAGCAGAGCGCCCCUCGCGCCGGGCAGACAUCGGCCAGCCCCACAAGCUCGGGGGACAGCAGGGAGGCGCAGCGCCGCCAUCCCGCUGUUCCUCGACCUUGUUCGGUUUCCCCGACCUGCUUUUGGGGGGGGGGGGGAAAUAAAGGGGAAAAUUUUUUCCUUUAUUUCCCCCCAAAAAAACUAGGUGCGUCCUAUGGGACGGAGCGUCCUAUGGGACAAAAAAUACGGUAAUUUAUGAAGCCUUGAUCACAAAUCUUCCAUUGUCUCAUUUCUUUUGACCCUAAAAUACGAUAAUUUAUCAUGGAAAAGGAGGACAAUAUCUCAGAUAAAGGGAGGAUAGAUUACAUUAUGGGCCUUAGCCAUUUUGAAUAUAAUCACAUGGGCUCUUAUAAAGGAAGAAAGGUAUAAAGUGAACAAAUUUGAAUAGGAAUGGGAACUCUUUAAGAAGUUUUGGAAUGCUAAACAAAGUAUGGUAUGCGGUAAUCCUUUCUAUUGGAAUUUAAGACAAUACUUCAGAUAUGCGACUCUCAAGCAUUUUUUAAUUUAAAAAUUUAUAGUUGUAAUGUCUUUAUGUUUUAAUACGUAAUCUAAUAAACUAAAACUUGUGAAUUGCUAAAAUGUUUUGCAGGUGUUAGGGUUUUAUUUUUGAUGUUUUGAUAUGAUCUUACAACAUAAUCCUAUACAUGCCUAUUUGGAAGUAAGCCUUAAUAAUAUAUGCUCGGAGAAAUAUUUUAUCAGAUUAAAAGAUUUCUACAUUAUAAAUACAGUGGUACCUCGGGUUACAGACGCUUCAGGUUACGCGAUUUCGGGUUGUGCACUGCGCUGAACCCGGAAAUACCGGAAUGGGUUACUUCCGGGUUACGGCGCUUACGCAAGAGCAGAAGCGCUAAAUCACGCUUUGCGCAUGUGCAGAAGACCAAAUCACAACCCGUGCACGCGCAGAUGCGGCACUGCGGGUUGCAAAUGGUGCUGGUUGCGAACGUGCCUCCCGCACGGAUCAUGUUCGCAACCCGAGGUUCCACUGUACAUCUUAAUGGUGUUUUAUAAGUGUUUAUAGUGUUUAAAUUUUUAAUAUAUGUGACAAUUCUUUGUGUUUGUUUUAUGUCCUGAGAAUUAAUUGCCUUAAUGGAAUUUAGAAUUUUUGAAGUGUCAUAACGUCUCUAUAUUUCUGUUUCAUGAAUUAAAUUUAUUAGACUAAAUAUGUAUUUCUAAUCUCCAUAGUAUGUAAAAAUUAUGAUAAAGCUUGGUUUAUUUUUUAAAAAAGAUCAUUUAUCAGACAAAGAAUGUCUCUUGCUGGAACGUUGUAAUGGGGAUCUGUCAGUACAGAUGCCUGUUGUUUUUAUAGGUUUGAAAGCUGCUGCUAGACUGUCCUCCUCUUCUUUUGAUCUUGAGCUUGUGUUUUAACAGGCGCCCUGCUGAAGGGUGGGAGAGUACCCUAGCUCCUAAGGGCAUCGCUGAUGCUGCCGGUAGUGUCCAGGGCUGAUUUUAUAUUGCCGUGUAAUGCAGUUGCUUUUCUGUAAUAGGGGUUCCAUACUGUGGUGUUAAAACUUGAAAGGGGGAGACCAAGGAUGUGUGGAUACAUAAUCAUUGGGAUUUAAGUGUAGUUCUUUGUUGUGUUAGCCAAGCCACGUGGUCCUGGUGGUUUCCUGGCAAUGGAUGGUCCAGAUGUACAGACCUGGAUUUAGCCGGGCCAGGGAUGCUUACUCGCCCUCCUUCCUUUAGUUGCUUCUCGUAGUGGCAGGUGUUUGAGCAAAUUCUGUGAGCUCCUAGCUUAGUAUGGUGUUGCCUGUGUUGGAAUCCAGGACAGGUGGAUCUGCCUGCAGCUGGCACGCCCAGAACAGGUGAAUCACUGGGAGGCUCGAAGCCCGGCCUGGAUCCCUGGAUGGGAUGAUAGGACAAGAAAAUACUACCAGUCACCUGUAAGUCCUGUUCAGAACGCAGCUGUCCCACCAAGGAGAUUGGGCACUUAACCAAGCCUGGGGGGUGGGGGGGUUUGGAAUUGUGGGGAAGUCUAAGGAAAGCUGGAUAUGUUCCUCUGGGGGCUCAGGAGAGAGGAAGAAAAAGGAAGGUUGCUCUUGGCAUCAUGGUCUGAAACCUGUCGGACAGGUUGGGUGGGGAGGCCUGGGAGUGCCCAGUGCUGAAGGGAAAACACUCCUCCUCCUCCUCCUCCUCCCCUCCUCCUCUCCCCCUCCCCCACUAAACACCUGCAGAGAGGCCUCUUAAAGGGGCGGUCACCAUUUGGUUCCUUCGGGCCUGGCAAUGCCAAAUUGGAGGAGGUGGACAAUGGGUGGUUCUCAGGUUAGUUUUGCCUCUCUCUUUAAUCCACCCCCCUCCUCAAAUCUUGAAGAAGGUGGGGCUUGGAUUAGGGCUGCCAGAGACACUUCACAUGAAUGUGAAAACAGGCUUUCUUAGGAGAUGGCAGGUGCAGCUACUAAGAAGAGCAGUGGAAGGAAACGGGAUGUUUCUGGAGCUGGGAAUGGGGAAGCCAAGGCGGCUGGGGUGGUCUAGAAUGGAAAUGGGAUCAGAAGGGGACCUGGUGAGAGAAAUCGGGCAGCUGGGGCACUGAAAUGAAAUCCGUAUCACUGUUUUUAAUGCUGAGGUUAAUAGUCACCACAGAUUCCUGGUUUUCAUUUUUAAGAGAAAUUAACACUAAAAUGUAAGGGCCACUGGAGGAGGUUCUGUACUGGGUACAGCUUCUGUUUGCCUUUACUGCUUGUUCAUGUGUCCCUUUUCCCUCACAUCUGUUUCAUAACUCAGAGGUUCUCAAACUUUUUUUUGCAGAGAAUUUGAACAUUGAUGGGGGUCCCCUUUAACUUUUUCAUUUUUUGGGAGGUGGGGAGGGAAUUAGCAGACAGCACCAGCAUAGUAUUACAAAAAUCAGAGGAUCUAGACCAGGGCCUUGUUGGUCUGUUUGAUAAUCUGGUCCUGGACAAAGCGACCACUAGUUCUGCUGUUGGGAAAAAGUAAACCAAGUGCAGGGCCUAGUCUUCUUCUUCUUCCUCCUCCUCCUUUAAGAUUGUCUUCCAUAAACACGGUUUUAACAAUGAGUCUGUAAGUGACUGUGGAGGCCAAUUCUCCUAGUGCAUUGCCUUUCUGUGGGCCACCAGAAUGAACUUAUGUUGACCCCUUUUAAUGUUAAAAUAAGAUCUCCUCACCCCUUGCUUUAUACAUGAAUAAGAAGACACAUCAAAAUAAACACGUGUCUGACACUGCGGUCUCUAGUGCAGCCUUUAGUGUGACAUUAGAAUCCCAGACCAGUUACACAUAUGGCAGAGCUCUUUUAUGUCAGAAAUCUUGCAUCCUUUGGGCAGUUCUUUGCUCUUUAAUCCUGUAGUGUAUACUAUAAAUUCUCUAUACUAUACCAUACAGUGCAGUGUACAGUGGUACCUCGAGUUACAUACGCUUCAGGUUACAGACUCCGCUAACCCAGAAAUAGUACCUCGGGUUAAGAACUUUGCUUCAGGAUGAGUACAGAAAUCGUGCUCCGGCGGCAUGGCAGCAGCAGGACGCCCCAUUAGCUAAAGUGGUGCUUCAGGUUAAGAACAGACCUCCGGAACGAAUUAAGUACUUAACCUGAGGUACCACUGUAUAGCUUGCCAUAAGGUGACAGAUUCCAGAGCAAAUGGAAGCAUAUAGGCAAGUUGCCCCUUGGUAUAUGAUGUUGGAGCCCAAAGAAGGGUUAUGACAGCUGGCAGUACAAAGCAACUCCCAUUAAUUAUCUCAUUUGCAAGUACUGUAAUGCUAAUCCGAACCAUGGCUUGGCAGGAGCAAGCAAAAGGACAGGUCCCCAGAGCAAAGAUUGCAACUACAGUACUCUUCCUUGGACCUGCUGUGUUACCUGGAGUCAAACCAUUGGGUCAAAACCUGGUUUUCUCUCCAUAAAAAGCACAAGCUGAACCCAGUAUUCUUGUUUUACCACAUGGGGAUUACCUAGGGAGGCAGACCACAAGCUCAGUUUCGGAUGUAAUGCUGAGCUAAACCAUGGCUUACUUCUGGGUAGUGUAGGAGCAGCAGGACUAGGGGAGUAGUGCUGUGGCCACAGUCUUUGCAUAUUCACUCUAACCCAUGGUUUGGCUUAGCACUGCGUGCAAAUUGAGCCAGUUAUUUAGAAGCACUGACAGAGGAUGAAUGAGUCCCUUGCGCAUAUUCUUGCUUUUGCCUCCUGUGUAACAUGUAGGGAGGAAAAUGGCUCCUCUCCACCAUGGUGAGAAGUGUGAACUCUACAUGCAUGUGGACCUCACAUGUCUUAAUGCACACAAGGGAGAUAUGCAUCUUCCCAAACAUGAAUGGACACUAAAAAGAGGGUGCACAAGUUGCUUCCUUUGCUAUGUUCUACAAAAGAAGAUCACAUUAUUUUAAUGAUUUAUAGGCUAACCUUCAACAGCAGUAUUCUCAGGGCAGCUUACAGAUAAACAAAAUGGAGUUGCCCCUAGUUUAUUUGCUUGCUCCCAAUUACUUGAGUAGGACGUUUUUGAAAGUACCAUGGUACUAAUGAGUGGUAAUGGGUUUUUUAGUUCCCCAAACAGGAAUUUUGAAUUUGUGACUCCCCAACUCCACAUCCAUACUGAUGGAGCCCCAGCACUGCCUCACAGUUGAUGGGAUAAUGGCUAUAGUGCCAGAACAGCAGUAGUAAUCAAUCCCACUGUUGGAGCACUGUUCUUGAUUCCAAUGCUAUGAGUUUCUACAAGCUGGCCUUAGAAUGGGGAGCAGGAGAAAGGGACACAGCAGUGCCCACCCCGCGCCCUGCAGCUAUUUGAUCUGUUUCUCCAUUGGGGCUCGGACAGUUCCAACCCCCUCCAGUAAGGAGUUGGCACUACUUGCUACUGGUUUUCUUUUUUCCUCUUUGUAAUCCAUUUUAGUUUUGUGGGGGCAAAUUGCCAUUGUAACCCUUGCCAGUAGGGAUUAUGAUUUGGCACUCUCCCUGUGUGUGUAUAUGUAUGCUUGGUUCUUGUUGACUGCUUUGUGAGGGUCCGAGCUGAUUGUCAGCUCCUGGUUUCCCUCUACUUGCAAGAUACAGCACAAGCAUUUUCUCUAGUCCGUGCUUUUAAGCUUUCUGUGGCAGUAAUUGCAAAGGAACUAGAAACUGUUGCUGACCUUGUGCAAGUUGUUGGUUUUCUUCCAGUGAGUGGGGUGGGAACAGUGGUGGGGUUUAUAUUAUUUUUUUGGUUGGAUGGAUGUGUGAAGGGUUCUGCCUGCAGUGCCCCCAAGCAGCCCUCGGUCUUUCAAUUUUGGCACAGGGCUGCAGGCCUGCUACUGCCGCCUGCGCAGCCCUGGGGUAAGGGCUGAGUCAGAGAGUGUUGAGCGACAUGUGCAGACACAGUUGGUGAAUCACAGCCCCAGGGAGAGCUAUAAAAAACCAGCUCUACUCCCCGGAUGUGAGCAGGUAGGGACAUGGUGCCAAGGCUUGGUUCCCUGUGCUGAAAGAAGAGGCUUUCUUCUUUGGGGCACCUAGCCACCCUCAACUGGUAAGUGAGAUUGCCCUUGUACUGGCCUGGGGCAAGAGGGAGUGCUCAGUAAAUAAACAAGGCCCUGCUUGUUGGCGCAGAGCAUAGUUUUGCUGUAGACCUGUUUGUUUCCCUCUGUGCCUUAGGAGGCUGCAAAGACUCUCAAACUGCCCAACUUUUUCACAUUCAAAUCCAGGACACGUGUCUUCCGGGACAUGUUGCUGGGCGAGUCAUGUGACCUGCACCUCGCCCUGAAGAAAGCGCUUUUUCGGGGUGAGAGCACAGUGCGAGAGCAAGUCACCCAAAAUGGCCGCUGAAACCUCGCACUGACAAACAGAAUGUCCCAUUGGGGGGGGGGGGUACUUGGCAAGUGUGGACUCUGUGCAUCAGCAACUAUAGCCCAUUGUCACAAAGGGCGAAACUAAACAAUAAAUUAAAUGCAUAUGUGCCUUUUGAAAAAACAACGUGGGAAUUGGUGGGAAUAUUGUGUGUGUUCUUGACCACUUUUGCUGUGGUCUCAGUGAAAAUUGCCUUCCUAUUAAACUUGCUAUUUAUCCUGGACUACAAGCUGUAAUUGGUGCCAGUGGCACCUUCCUUCCUAAGGGAAAUAGUAACUUCAAGAAGCAAUUUUCACUGGGACUGAAGUCCAAAGGGUAAAGGGUUAAAUCUCCCGCCACUGUUUUAUUUUUAAAGUUAAGUAAACACAAAGCACACUCAUAAUGUAUUGCCUACUUUGGCCCAAAUACACACUUGGCCAAAUAGAUUCAUGUUUGCUCAUUCUGAGAUUUAUAUAACUGACUCACACCUGGUUUGUCUGCCUCUACUUUGGGUCACUCAUCUCUUUUACUAUGAGUGUGGCUUUCCUCUUUCGUGGCAACAGAAUUAUGGCCACAGCUUUUGCCACAAGGUAAGGCCAUUCGUCUUUCAGCACACCUAGGGAGCAGAUGUCUUGCAGUAAUGUGCCUAUAGAGCAAAUAUUUAUUUAUUUCUAAAAUUUAUACCCCUCCCUUCAGUGGCCAGUUGGCAUUCCUGCCUUACAAAACAACUUUGCAAAGCAAAUAGCUAUGGAUGGCUUGAACAAAUGAACCAAACCACAUUUCAAGAGGAAGUCAUAUCUUCCUCCCUUCCAAUCUGGCUUGUGGAUGUGCUUCCCUGGCUUUAUAUACAGUGAUCAGUUGGGGCAGAGGUUUCCUCCCUUUUUAAGUCCAUGGCUCCCUUGACCAACUACAUUCUUUCUGCAGCACCCCUGUGGGGCUCAGGAGCCCAGUUAUGUCACCCCUUGCCUGAAGAUCUGGCAGCCUCUCACCCUUUUUCGAACACCCUCCUUUGUGGAGUGUUCCCUCAGCCUCCUCUCCUCUCCCCUGGGCAGCUGCAGCUGCCGCCCCUGGUCUCUGAGUUGCCCCCCCCCAAGAGAGAUGCCUCAUCAAACUGCCCCACAGGGGCCUGGGAAGCAACCCCUGGCUGGCUACAGAGGCACCAUUCGCCUGAGGAGCUUGUAGCAAGGACUGCUGCAACAAACAGCUGUGCAAGCCUUUGGGAGGCAGAGACGCAAGAGGGCAUCAGGAGGGAGGGAAGGAAAGAGGGACAGAGGCCAGUGUUGCCUGCAGCACCCCUGACUAUUGUUCAAGGCACCCCAGGGUGCCAUGGAACACUUGUUGAAAACCACUGAGUUGGGGGAUUAUUCUCAGAACACUCAGUCUUCCCAAGGGCAAUUUUUCCUCUCUCCAAAGGAAAGACCAACUAUCUUUGGUCUUACAUCUUCCACAGUAGUAAACAUCAUAACCUACAAUCUAGAAACACCGUACCUUCUUUUGAAGACUACAUUCUUAGAAGCUGGAAGAGGGAAGUAUACAGGCCUGCUAAAACCCAGUGAACAAUCCAAUAAAUUGGUUCUGUCGCCUCCUAACCUAUCAGCAUAUGCGUGCAUCUAUGUUCAGUCAGCCUGUAGGUUGUUUGAAAGAUAAGGUCACACUUCAGUACAUUUGGGCUGGAGGCUAAUAGGACACUUAGGAUGGCCUGCUUUGGGGGGCCAGGAUCGACUAUGGUUGAUUUUCUGAGCUCAAUUGAAUAUUGAAGGGAGGGUGGGAACCUUACUUGGGACUUGGUCAUCUCAUGACAUCGGUAUCCAACUGGGUAAGUAAAUACUGUUAAAGCUUAGUGAUGCUGAGUGGAGCAGCUGAACUUGCUUGGAAAACAGGCCCACAGUGGGGAUGGUUUGCUGAAAAGACACAUGUAGUAUUUUGUUUACAACGCUUCCUUGGAUGGGUAUUUGAACCCUCACUGCAUGGAUUUCUUUUUUUUAAAAAAAUAAUAUUUAUUACUUUUCCAACAAUUUAAACACUACAAAAACAAUACAAUACAAUACAAAAACACUACAUAACACUAACACAUUAAACUAACAAAACAAAACAAAAACAGUUAAACACUUCAAACAAUUUCAAUAUCUUAUCUUUCAUUCACUUAUUUCCACGACCUCCUCACACCUCCCUUUUUGUAUUCCACUUCUGUUAAUUGUUUCAGCAAUUCCUUUCCAUCUUCCUCUGUUUUCUAUCCUAUAAUUAUCUUAACACAUUCUAACCUUAUUUUUCCUUAUAAUUCUCUAUUAAUCUAUUUAUACUUAAUUCCUUAUAACAUUUCUACUAAAGCCAUAUAACUUAAUUCCAACAUUUUUCUAACAUUCAUUAAUUUUACAGUAUUUCUGUAAAUAGUCUUUAAACUUUUUCCAGUCUUCUUCCACCGACUCUUCUCCCUGGUCUCGGAUUCUGCCAGUCAUUUCCGCCAAUUCCAUAUAGUCCAUCAACUUCAUCUGCCAUUCUUCCCGGGUGGGUAAAUCUUGUGUCUUCCAAUACUUCGCGAUGAGUAUUCUUGCUGCUGUUGUUGCAUACAUAAAAAAAGUUCUAUCCUUCUUUGGCACCAAUUGGCCGACCAUGCCCAGGAGACAGGCCUCUGGUUUCUUCAGGAAGGUAUAUUUGAAUACCUUUUUCAUUUCGUUAUAAAUCAUCUCUCAGAAUGUCUUAAUCCUUGGGCAUGUCGACCAAAGGUGAAAGAAUGUACCUUCAGUCUCAUUACAUUUCCAACAUUUAUUAUCGGGCAAAUGGUAAAUUUUUGCAAGCUUGACUGGUGUCAUGUACCACCUAUAAAUCAUUUUCAUUAAAUUUUCUCUUAGGGCAUUACAUACCGUGAAUUUCAUACCUGUGGUCCAUAACUGUUCCCAGUCAGCCAUCAUUAUGCUAUGUCCAACAUCUUGUGCCCAUUUAAUCAUAGCUGAUUUCACCAUUUCAUCCUGAGUGUUCCAUUUCAACAGCAAGUUAUACAUUCUUGACAAAUUCUUAAUUUUUGGAUCUAACAAUUCUGUUUCCAAUUUUGAUUUUUCCACCUGGAAACCAACUUUUUUGUCCAAAUUGUAUGCCUCCAUUAUUUGUUAAUAAUGGAGCCAAUCUCUCACUUUAUUUUUCAAUUUUUCAAAGCUCUGCAAUUUUAUUCUGUCUCCAUCUUGAUCCAGAAUUUCCCAAUAUUUCGGCCAUUUGGCCUCCAUAUUGAGUUUUUUCUGUGCCUUCGCUUCCAUUGGUGACAACCAUCUUGGGGUUUUCUUUUCUAACAAAUUCUUAUAUCUUAUCCAGACAUUAAACAAUGCUUUUCUAACAAAAUGAUUUUUAAACGCUUUAUGUGCUUUUACCUUAUCGUACCACAAGUAUGCAUGCCAACCGAAUACAUUAUUGAAACCUAGAUCAAACACGUCAGUGCUUUCAAGAAGCAGCCAUUCUCUCAGCCAGCAAAAAGCAGCUGAUUCAUAAUAAAGUUUAAGGUCUGGCAGGGCAAAUCCACCUCUUUCUUUGGCAUCAGUUAGUAUCUUAAAUUUUAUUCGAGGCUUCUUGCCCUGCCAAACAAAUCUGGAAAUAUCUUUCUGCCACUUCUCCUCACUGCAUGGAUUUCAAUCAGAGUGGUAUUCAAUUUUGCUUAGAGAGACAAGCUUUAGAUUUAUGAUGGAAAGUUAAACUUCGGCGAGCAAGUAAUUUAAUUGCUAAACAACAGACACCAUAACUUGCAUGUUUUGGCUGCUAUUAAAUCUAAACUACUGCUGCUAGCUGAUUUUACACAACAAAUGCAUACAAAUCUACAAAUCGGACAAUACCACCCCAGUGCCUCCCAAUUUCUUUACAGUUUACACACAGUUGUUUUGCAGCCUUAAGUGUUGUGGGCAGCCUUCCUCUCAGAUGCCAGUCCUUUCAUACCAUCUUCUGGGACUCCAGUGACUGGACAGUGUCCACUUUCCUCUUUGGACCUGCUGGGCCUUCCCCCUCUCAUCUCCCUGCCCUCCUUGUUUAGGAGGCUGUGAUUUGCCUCCACUGAAGCAGAGCUCCCCUCCUCCAUUUUCAGGCUGGAUCUUCCCAAUUUUCAGACUGAGCCCAUUGCAGGUUUCAGACAGAUCUUUCCGCAGCUUGCAGUUUUCAAUUAUCCCAUUUUCCCUCCGAGUUCCUGAGUUCCCAUGGCAACUGGAACUACUCAGCAGCCAGCCUUUCACCCUGGGUUAACUUUUAGUUGGCUACCACUCACACAAAAUUCACCACUACAUAUGCUCUAGAUUUGUUCUGCAGAGAAACAGCUUUGGUCAGUUGACAUAUCCCACAGUAUGGCUGUUUCCGUUUUCUUAUUCUUUUUUGCCCAGUGGCGGUGGGGGGAGGCAUGUCGUUUGCUCAGACAUUCCUUUUCCUUGUCCAAUUCCUCUUUGGGCUGUAAGGCCCUGACUGUUGUCUCAGCCAGUGCCCAGGACUUGCUGUUCAGGCUGGGCAGAAAAGCAAACAGCUUUCUGUGUUGUCAUGGCAGUGGCAGGCCGGAGGGCUCAGGGAGGCUGCAUUUACAGGGAAAGCUUGUGGAGCUUGGAUUGGGAACCCCCUUUCGAAGACUCCAGGAUGGCCAGGAAUUAGGAAAGGGAGCUAUGUGCUGCUUAUGCCACCCCUUUACCUUUACCUUUACCUUUACCUAUGCCACCCCUUGCUAUCUUGUCCCUCUUGGGGUUGGCAGAGAGCAUUUUUGAAUGGGUGGACAGAACUGCUUGUGGCAAUCUGCUGGAUCCUGCAAAUGAGAAUACGAUGUGAAAGCCCAGGGAAGUUGAGGGAUGAGUUCCCUACCCCAAUGUAUGUGUGUCAUUCAUUAUAGUUUGUAUUGUCCUUCCCUCAGUCCUCAGUGGCCACUUGUCCUUGUUUCCUUAGCUUGUUCAUUUUGUGUGGGCCAAUGCAAACUUCUCCCCAACUGUCCAUCAGGAUAUAGGGAGUUGACAGAGAUUAGGCUGGAGCAAAUGGAAACUCCGCCCCUAUGUGGACGGGGAUAACCUAAUUUCUCUUGUCUAUGCUCUGGUAACCUAUAGGUUAGAUUACUCCAAUGUGUUGUACAUUGGGCUGCCUCUGAAGACAGUUCAGUAACUUCAGCUGGUGCAGAAUUCAGCUUAUUACAUUGAUCCUGACCCGAUUGCACUGGCUGCCAAUUAGGUUUGGGCCCAAUUCAAAGUGCUGGUUUUGACCUAUAAAGCCUUAAAGGCUCAGGACCGCCAUAUCUCAAAGACUGCCUGUGAUCAUGAUUUGAAACUCUUCUAAGUGUGCCUCCUUCAUGAGAGGUCCAGAGGGUGGCAACAUGAGAUGAAUGCUCUCCUCAGGGAGGCUCGCCUGCUGCCUUCGUUACAUAUUUUUAGGCGCCAGGCAAAAGCUUUUCAUUAUAACCAGGCCUUUGGCUGAUUACUGUGUUUGUGGAAGAGGGGUGGUAUUAGGUUUUGUUUCAUUAAGUAGUUUGUGUUUUUAUUUUGUAUUUUUAUGUUGUGAAUCACCCUGUGAUCUUUGGAUGAAGUUCAGUGUACAAAUUCAAUACAUAAAAUAGAAUAAAUAAACUUCAGGCCACCAGAGGGACAUCCCCAAGCUUUUCUACCUGUCAAGAUUGCCCAGCUUGCAAACUCAGGAAACCAGGAAUUUUGUUAGGCCCAAGCUAAUACAAAAAUUCCACUAGAGCUGUCUAACCAGACCUGCAAAAAUUAAAGACUAUCACCACACCUCACUGCAUAUCCCUGAAGAGUCAGAUAGAUAACAGCUAAAAGUUCACUCUCUGCCAUCUGAGUCUUGAGCAGAAAUAUUGUGCAGUAACAGUUGACCAAGAAGGCUACAUCGCUGGGCUUAGGUUUCCAGGCAUUCCAGAAUAAAGAACACUAGAAAAUUGAGUGAGGUAGUUUCUGUACAAUGCAUAUAAAUAAUAUAUAAGAGAGAACCUGUAAAAAGUAGAGAUAAAAGAAUACUGUAGACAUGGGAAAAUUACAAGGCAGCAUAAAACAACAAAACUAUCAAACGUAGUCUAAUAUAAACCUACUUGACCUCACACCACAGGAACAAACAUCACAAACAAGUGCUCAGGCAUCAGGAAAAGGUGUGAGGCAUGGACUAAAGGAAUAACCCAAACAUCUAGCAAAUAACAUAGCAACCAGACCAGAAGUUCCCAGCCAAUCAGAGCUUAUUUGGCCAGAACCUUCCAGUACUUGAAUAUGUUCGUUCCCACAGAGGCACAGUUGCUGUUAAUUAAGCAGGCUGCCAUAUUGGCCUUGAGCUAUCAGCCUCAGUUAGAUAACACAAUUUCAUCCUCCUUAACGAGAGCUACAUUUCUCACCAGAAACAAGAUUGUCCAGUUACCCAGGGAGGGGGGCAGGUGGCUGCAGAAAGUAAACUUUGAUCAGUGCCUAAGCAAAAUAAAAGCUUUUCUGGACGCUACCCAGUUUGCUUCUAGGCAUUGUUGGACAGGUGUGGAUUCUUGGACCUCGUUGAUCAUUAAUUCUACAUAGUUUGCCUGGGCUUCCUGAGUUGGACUAAAAUAUUUUUGUCUGGUACUAGAAGAUGAUUCUGGGUGUUAAGGAAUCUUGUGGGAGUAAUAUUUGGAUAAGGUCAGGAACUACCAGGGACUUUGCCGAAUUUAAAGUCUCAUUCUUCUAACUACAUGAAACUCCAGUUUUCUGAGCUAGAAUACAUUAUUUAUCCUUUUCAUUAGAUAAUCAGGCAUCUUUAAUAUACCAUUAAAUGUGAGAUUAUUAAGAUUCUGCUGGAGUUGCUUGAUUGGGUAUUUACAUACAAGUUUUGGACUUCUCUUUCAACCUUUGAUCUAGCCUUCCGUUCUGCUUUUGGACAAUACUAUAUAUUACAAACGAGGGUGUCCAAACCAUCAAAUGAUAAGUUAAGAACCACAACCAUCUGGACCAUAGCUGUGCCCCGAGGUUGUAUGAAUUACUCUCAACAUAACAGCUCUGCUUGAGGGUACAGAACCGACUUGAAUGCCAUCUGUAUAAACAUUGUCCCAUCCUUAUUUCCCUCGAUGUUUUGCAGUGAGACCUGCUGACAAAAUCUUAUAUAGGGAGGGGAAAAGACUUUUCUUAGAUCUGCCCGGAAUUUACUGGUAAGAGGAAAUGGUUGGUUGGAACCUGACAGAAGGCCAAUGUUUAAGAUAUCUAUUUUCAGCUUGGCAAAGGGUAAGUGUGGGCAGUUAGCAGAAUCUGCAGAUGACACACACUGAUGGAGUAGUUUAGUGUGAGCAACAGGAAGUUGUCUUCAGUGAAUUGUUUCUCAAUAGAGGAAAAAGACAUGCUCGUGCUAAGCCACUUUGCAGGUUCCUGUGUUGUUCUGUUGUGGCUCCCAAUUCCUUGGUGAAAGGGCAGAAAGGGGUAUGAUAAAAGGUGGGUCUAACUGCUUGUUGAAUUAGUCCGUCACUAGUCCAUUGGGCACCAGAAUAGCACUUGUGUACAUUAGGGAUAGCAUGAGUGGCAGAUGUCAUCUAGUAAACUCUGUCUGUCUGUCUCUGCUAGAUGCCAGCCUGGACUGAUUGGAGAGCACUGCCAGUUUCAAGACCCUUGCCAUCAGUCACCUUGCGCUAAUGGGGGAUCAUGUGAGAGCACUCUGCGUGAUGGCACUGUGCACUACCAGUGCACCUGUCCCAAGGGCUUUCGAGGUAAGAAUACGCAAUGUGGUGAGAUGCAGCGUGUGUCUUUGUGUAGAAGCUCCACAGGCGUUUCAUAUUCCUGAUAAAGAUUGCUUUGCUGGGAGAUGGGAAUGCACAUUCUCCAGGGAGGAUGGGUCCAGAUUGUAGGUGAGAAAAUUGGCCUUCUGGGGAAGAAGUAACCUUCUAGGUCACUUGGUACAUCAUCUUCCAUUUAGGUCAAGACUGCUCUCUGUUUGAUGCCUGCGCCAGCAAGCCGUGUGUCAAUGGUGGCCGCUGCACCAACUGGAAUGGCCGCUAUAACUGUACAUGCCCAUCAGGCUACCAGGGCCGCAACUGCCGGAGUGAUGUGGAUGAAUGUCGGGUGCCUGGCCUAUGCCAGCAUGGGGGUACCUGUAUCAACACACCUGGCUCCUUCCACUGCCAGUGUCAAGCUGGCUACACAGGGCAGCAGUGUGAGAGCAUCUCCACACCUUGCGCCCCCUCUCAGUGUCUCAACGGCGGCACUUGCCGUCAGACAGGAGAACUCAGCUACGAGUGUGCUUGCUUACCUGGUGAGUGAACAAUUUGCAAAGUGUACCUUUGCUUGUACCUUCUGUAAGGGAGUGGGAUGGAGUACUAAGCAGGUAGAUUUUAGGGUGGGACGAUCCCUCAGGGCAGCUGGGCGUAGAGUUACACUUGGGACUCAAGCUUGACCCUUUUCUCUGGCUACACCGUGGCAUGCUUCACUAUUCUCCUGUCAGGAAGCUCAUGGGAAGCUGUUGAGAGCUUUGGUGGAGCAGGAAGGAAACAAUCUAGGCAGUGGGAGGAAGCGGGGGAACUUGGCAGCCAGCACAUGUGGCUUUGACUGCAGGAGCCAGAGUGUAGUGGAAGGCUCAGCUAAUUCUUCUUCCUUGUUCUAGUCAGAGAUUUGGAACAAGUAGAGCUUAGAAUAGAGGAGGGGCGCUGCAUUGCUCAGGGGCUCAGUGUGACUCUGUGGUGUUUACCAAGCCUUGUCAAGCUUGAAACUGUCCCCCUGUGGCCAAUGAAAUUGACACCUAGGAAAGUGUGCAAAAGAUUACAACCCAUAGUUGCACAUUAGGGAUGGAAUGGUGGGUUGUUGGGAGGAUUUUUCUUUCUCUACUAGCAACAGUUUUUCUACAGUUACUGGCUGGGCUAAAAUCUCCCUUUCUCCCUUUUCAGGCUUCAAGGGACACAACUGUGAGAUUAACAUAGAUGAUUGCCCAGGCCACAUGUGCAUGAAUGGAGGCACUUGUGUGGAUGGCGUCAACACUUACAACUGCCAGUGUCCCCCAGAGUGGACAGGUACUGCAUUAUUAUUGGUCCAGGAACCAGAAUGUGAUAGGAACAGCCUAGGAUUUUAAGGGCCUUAAUAGGAAACAUAGGGAGCUAUCUAGGAUUUGGGCAGAGAUGGGAAAUGUUCUUUUCUUCUCUAUACAGCGUUAACUUAAUAUUAGCCUCUAAGUCAGGAAGGCCAACUGUUUUAGAGAAUGAGUUAAGAAAUAUUACCUUUUUCUAGUUUGGGAAAACACUGGCUUUAAUCUGGCUUGGUGCAUGGUGGGCAAGGGAAAAGGUAACUCAGGGUUGCGAGGGUGGAGGUAUUGGGGUGCAUGGGGGAAGGAGAGGUGGUGCUGCAGCUGUUAGGCCAUCCCUGAUGAGAAGGUCUUUUAGUGAACUAAGCCCCACCUUCUUUGCACUGUAGGCCAGCACUGCAAUGAGGAUGUGGAUGAAUGCCAGCUGCAACCCAACGCCUGCCACAAUGGAGGCACCUGCUUCAAUACCAAUGGGGGGCAUUCAUGCGUUUGCGUCAACGGCUGGACAGGGGAGAGCUGCAGUGAGAACAUUGAUGACUGUCAGACAGCGGUCUGCUUCCAUGGUGCUACCUGCCAUGACCGUGUGGCUUCCUUCUACUGCGCAUGUCCUAUGGGCAAGACAGGUAACUGGCUCCUACCUUGCAUAAUGUGUCCACGUCAUAUGUUUUUAUUCUGGCCAACUGGUUUGGGCAGAAUUUUUGAAGGGUUUGGUCAGCGUAAAAAGAAUAGAGUGGAUUAAAGGGAUAUUGGAUAACAAGGAUAGGGUGUCAAUCAGAAAUGGAAGGACAUUGCUGAACAUGAACAACAUAUGGAAAUUGAUACCCCUUGUCCAUAAAUUCCAUCCCAUUCUCUACACUCCUCCUUUUUUGCUGUCAAGUGAUUGCCUUUCAUGGCCUUUUCUCUUCCAGGCCUUCUUUGUCACUUGGACGAUGCCUGUGUCAGUAACCCUUGCCAUGAGGAUGCCAUUUGUGACACCAACCCAAUGAAUGGGCGUGCCAUCUGCACAUGCCCACCAGGUUUUACCGGAGGGGCCUGCGACCAGGAUGUGGAUGAGUGCUCCAUUGGUAAGACAGCUGCACCCUUUUGCAAUUCCAAAAGGUGAAGGAAGGAGGACUGCCUCUCUAACAUGUGAGAGGGGUCACUGAGAUGGACUUUUGCCAGCUCUUUGGGUUGGGAUAUUGACAAGUAAAACACUUGAGAGAAGGAUCUGCUUCUGCUGGUAUGCCCUUCUCGUUCCUUGUCUGGGUUUAUCCCUUAAAUCAGGGGUGCACAACCUGCGGCCCUCCACAUGUUGUUAGACUACACCUCCCAUUAUCCCUGAUCACUGGCUAUGUUGGCUGGGGCUGAUGGGAGUUGUAGUCCAAAAACAUUUGGAGGUUCGCAGAUUAUGCACCCCUGCCUUAAGUGAAGGCAGAGAAGAAGUAAUUUUGAACCAGCCAUGUUCACUUCAUGUGCAUUUGCCUUCUCCAGGAGCCAAUCCAUGUGAGCAUUUCGGAAAGUGUGUGAACACGCAAGGCUCCUUCCGGUGUGAGUGUGGACGUGGCUACACAGGUCCCCGCUGUGAGACAGACAUCAAUGAGUGCCUCUCCAUGCCUUGCCAGAAUGAUGCUACCUGCCUUGAUCGCAUUGGCGAGUUUACCUGCAUCUGCAUGUCAGGUGAGUUUCCUGGCUCUGGGGAGCAGAGUGCUCAUCCUAUCCAGGACUGCAUCUUGGGUAGCAUGAGAUGUGGGGAGAGAGUAGGUAGGCGACUGGGUAUGCAAGAAUUGAGGUAAAAUUCCCUGCUAAGUAUGGGCUCCCUGAGUGGGCUUAGAUAAGUCACUUCCUUAUUUCAAUUUGCUUUUAAAAGUGAAAAUGUCAGUGACCUGUUUCAGAGCUGUUGUGAAGCUCUGUGUAAAGUGUAGAUCAUUCAAAAAAUGUUAUGUAAAUGAUUGUAGAGCAGCCUCUGCUCUUGGGCUCCCUAAAGCUUCCUGUCCCAAGUACAGUGGUACCUCGGGUUAAGAACUUAAUUAGUUCUGGAGGUCUGUCCUUAACCUGAAACUGUUCUUAAGCUGAAGCACCACUUUAGCUAAUGGAGCCUCCCACUGCCGCUGCAUGAUUUCUGUUCUCAUCUUGAAGCAAAGUUCUUAACCCGAGGUACUAUUUCUGGGUUAGUGGAGUCUGUAACCUGAAGCGUCUGUAACCCAAGGUACCACUGUAUCUUGUCUGCCAGGUGUUAGCAUACCUGACUGAUCUACACUGAGGCUCUGUGGAGUGGCUUUCUUUUUGCUCUUCACAUGUUCUAGACACUUGAGACAGGAGGUGCCUCUCAGACUAUGACACUUCCAUGUCUCGUUGGCUGUGCCUGUUCUUUUUUGAGUAUAUCAGCAGGAAGUUUCUUUCACACUGCCUGCUCCUCUUAGGCCUGGAUUCUUCAGUGUGUGGGUGGUAUUCUCCAAACUAAGAGAUGUGCGUGGGCAGGGGGGAUACAAUAGUUAGAUUGGUAUGAGACUGUUGUGGGAAUAGCCACAAGGUAUAGCAGUCUAACCUGCGCCUUUCCCUGCUAGAUUCCAGGCUUUGUAUUCCCCACAGUUACAAAGCAAGAACAUGUUUGGUUUGUACUUUCAGUAGAGCUGGCAAAUACAGAUUCAGGAGAAGGGCCCAGAAAGUUUCAGGAAGCAAGAUACUAUUGUGAAUAGUGGAGGCUUCGUUCAGGGUCCCUGGAGGAGUAUUCUGCUGUUUCAUCUCCCCCGCCCCCCUGCCCCCAAAUGGCAUUGCAAUUCUGUGGGCUUGGGAUGAGGAACAAGCCGAGAGCCUUAGAAGCGGUUUGGUGGCUGAAGAAAGCAUAUACAUAUGGAGGAAUCCCUGGAAAGUGAGGGAUGACUAUACAGCUGUCCCUCCUCCCAUUGUGGCAGAGCUAUAGGACUGGGGUGCUGGGUAAAUCGAUACAAUGUUCAUACAGACAGUGGGAGCGCAGCAUUGUGCUUGGAAUAUUAAUGGUGGGGCCGGCCUGGCGGGUGAUGUGAAUUGACUGUGCUUUGUGUUUCCGUUACCCCAUAUAGGGAGGAACAUUCUCCUUGCUUGCUCACUCAUUGGUUAAUGCUGGCUUUUUGUAAAAAAAUAAAUAAAUAAAAAUCUGGGGAAGGGGUGGGUCCUGCUAGCUGAGAAUGGCUUUGGUCUAGGGGCGAGAGAACUUGGUUUUAGUGUUGCACUGCUGUGCUUAGCCCAGUAUUGAUGCAUUCUGGAGUCAUUUCCCCCAGGAUCAGGAUGAAGCAAGAGGGUUGAAGUAUUGCCUAGAUAUUUGGCAAGCAGCUCCAAAAACUAGGAGCCCAGCACACAGUGGAGUGCCUCUCCUACAAAAUCACCCUCCCAAAGCGGAAACAUUAAAUCUUAAAAAGUUUUUGACUGGGACAUGGAGUGUUAGUUUGAAUGCUCUUCUACUACUUGGUUGGAAAACAGUUCUGGAAAGCAAGUUGUUUUGUGUGUAGCCCCAAUUCUUGAAACCCAAAUCAGCAUUUUCACUAGUGUGUCAUCUCUGACUCCUGUUACUCCUGCAGUCCUCACAGUUCUUGAAACUCAUCUCCCCUCCCUACUGCUAGCCUCACAUCUUCAAUUCCAUUCAUUGAGACAAAGUGUUGCACCAGACACAUGUAACCAAACUGUUCCAAGCAUAGCUUUUCUUGCGAGGAAUCCUAUUCAGAAUAAGGGAAUUUCCCUUUUAAAAAGGGAAACAUUGAUUGCUAUGGUUCCAAGCUCCCCCACAUAGCCUCAGCUCUCCUCCUUUUUAUGGUGUAAGCUCCAGAGCUACAUCACCCUCCCAUUCCUCCUAUGUCACUGGAACUUCCUCUCACAAUUCCCAGCUUUGUUUAUUUUAUCUGUUGAGAGAAGCAGAGUAUUCAACUCUCCCCCCACUGUUCUCUCCCUCUUUCUUUUCCAUCCCGUCAUUUCCUGCCAAGGAGCUUCUUACUUUCCCAUUACUUUUUCCCAAUGUGGAUGAAAUAAGCAAGGCGAGUGGGCAUAUCUUUUAUAUCAGAGUUGCCUACCCUGUAGCUUUCCAGGUGUUGUUGUAUUCUAACUCCCAUCAGCACCAGCCAGGAUGGGCCAUGGUCAGAGAUUAUGGGAGUUGCAGUCCAGCAACAUCUGGAAGACCAAAGGUUCUCCACCCUUCCUUUCUACACAGUAUCAGAGGCAAGAAGAUUCUCUGCCUCAAGGAUACUUGGAGGAAGUGAGCUAUGUAGGGUUAUUGAGUCACAACCAUUUUAGGUUUUUCCUCUACUACCCCCAAGGAUUUGGGAAACCUGGCUCUGGUGAGCUAGAACUACGAGAUUAGAAGUUGCCUUCACUCUUGAGAUUUCCCCCUUGCAUAGAGAUUUCUCUCCAAAUUGGAAACAGGAGUUUCCUCCCACAAAAUGCUGCAUUCUCUUACCACCCCCUCAGAGAUGAAGAUACAAGCAAACUCCUGGAGACACUGCCCAUUAAAAAGGUUCAUAUGGAGACAAAUUUUAAGUGCCUUCUUAUGUGAGAAAAUUCUGCCCCUCCUGUCUCCACUUUGGUAGGGAGAGUAGCUUAAGGGAGUGGAGAUGGCGUCUCAGCCAGGAGCUGAGACUGAUACUAUUAGGCUGUAGCAACUCAGACCCUCUAUGAGUAGUCAAGGAAAGUGGGGGUGGGCCUUGAUUAUUUCCUCAGUGCUGCUUGCCAGCAAGCUAUUCAUCGGAGAAGCAGACUUCACUGUUUUUAUUACAGUGGCGAAGGGCUGGGAAUAGCAAAGCCUGGAGGGUUAGUCAUGCAAUUCUGUGCCUUUAUAGCUGCAAGGAUUCCUUGGAGCAUGUGUACACAGACCAGCAGUUGGGCAAAUUCAGGAUGGUCAUUCUUCUAUUGACCAGAGCCUGCUUAACCCCCUUGCCUAGAGAAUCAGGAUACCGUUGUGCUAACCUUAUGCAUGGCAUGUCCAGUGCCUCACUGUUUUACUCCUUUCUCACCUCCACAGCGAGACGGAGGACUCAUACCGCAGCGGUAGAACACAUUCUUUGCAGAAGUGGUCAGUCUUUGGUUAAUAGACAGUCUUGGUCAAAAGAGCAGUCCCUAAACACCUUAGAAGGUGCUGCUAGUCAGAGUAGACAAUACUGGGUUAGAUAGACCCUACAGCCUCACUUGGUAUAAGAUAGCUCCGGAUGUGUAUUUUUGCACCCAUAAUUUCUGUGUGCAUUAACUGCUUUAUUUAUUUUGUAAUUGCAUAUUUUAUUGUUGUUAACCUACCCUGGGAACUUUAGAUAAAGAGCAGGUAAUAAAUUUAAUAAAAUAAAUCAAUAAUAAUGUGCCUGGUGUACUUUUUGAUUUCCUUUUCUACCACUGGUUCCAGCUGCUGGCUGUAUUUUCAUCUGUUCUUUGUGUUCCUGCAGUUCUCUUAUCAGGAACACAUAAGCAACUUGACUGUCGAGCCAAGUAUUAUCUUAAGUGGAAGCAGGGUUUUUAGGCAGAGGUCUUUCACAUACCCUACUUCCUGAUUCUUUUAACCUGAAGAUGCCAGGGGUUGAUCCUGGGAUCUUCAGCUUGCAAAACAUGUGGCCCAUCACUGAGCUGUCGUGACACGGAAGGAGCGGGAACAGAACUUCUGCUUAAUUGAAAAUGGAAUAAGCUCGGCAGUUGCACAGAUUAUAUAAACAUUGCUUUGAAUUAGUAGAACUAACACAUGAUCAAGUUUGAUGCAUGGAAUGCUUACUCCACCAUCAGUAAACUUAAGACAGUUGUGUUAGGAUAGGUGCUGUAUGUACCAUAAUGGUAAAGUGGGGAUGUGGGGCAAUAUUGGAGAGGAAGGAAUGGGAUGCAGGGAGACUUGUAGAGACAGCAAAGAUGGAGUUGGAGUUUUGGGGGAAUUCCCCCCCCCCUUCUUCCUACUAGAAGGGCCUUAAACUGUCUGUCUGAUCAUUUUUACCUCUUAAAGUUAGUAACUAUAAGGAACAAGCUUUAAAAAUUGGGAUUUUGUUUUUAAUGCCUUGUAUUUGAAGCAAAACGCUGUUAUUUAUUGUGCACCAUUGCCAUGUAAUAAUAAGCUCGUAUUCCUAGGCAUGAGCCUGCCAGAAUGAGAUGGACCCCUUUGUCUCACUGUGGUUGUGGUGCUACAGUGAUGGACACACUGGUGAGUCUAAUCAUUGUAAUAACAAAUGGUUCCUCUUGGUUGCAGGUUUCAGUGGCACUUACUGUGAGAUCAACAUCAACGAGUGUGAGAGUAAUCCCUGUGUCAAUGGUGGCGUCUGUAAGGAUAUUGUCAAUGGAUUCAGCUGUACCUGUCCCUCCGGUAAGCCAAGGGCUUUUUCCAGCAAGGAGAUAAAUGGCACUGCAUCAUUCUCUUACCUGUCCUCCCUGCCUGGCAUAGCACAGGUGAACUUGAGCCUGUCCCCCACAGGGCUCCUUCUCAGGCCUCUUAAAAUAGUCUGCAUGUUUGUGUGUAUCUGAAACCUGCCCAGACCUUACUUUGAUAAAGCUGGUGAGCAUAUGCCCUGUUUGUAAGGAGCCUUGCUUUCAUCCCUUCUCCUGAGGUUAGGAAAUGUCUGCCCCUUGUGUGAAUUCAGCUGAAUUUAAGUCUCUUAAGUUGAGCUGUGCUGUAGUUUUUCAUGAGCUCACACUGCCCCUUGUGCUUCCUUUCAUCCCUUGCACUGUGGUACAGUUUGUGUAAGUUUUCUUUGCUGAGCUAGGAGUCCAGCUUGGGGAAUUCUUUGUCAGUGUAUGGGAUGCAACUGUAGCCCUAAGGAGAGUGUGUUCAGCUCAUUCCCCAGGACUUGCUCCGCUUUUCUGCUACCAAGCGGGUGGGGGGUCCUGUCCUCCAUUCAGUUGCUUCCACGGCUGAUUGACAGACAGGCCUAUAGCUUGCUGUGUGGGAGCUGGGACAAUGGUAUCUUUGUUCCCCCAGCCUGUCGCACAGGCCCCUGAACCCAAUUUACAUGUGGGGCAGACACCGCAAAGCCCCCUGUGGAGAGGAGGGGGAGAGAACAUUGAGAGCCUUUGCUAUAGGCCUCUGGUGGUAGGGCUGUGCUGUGCAACCAGGAUGAAGUUUGAGGACUCCUGCCCCACAUAAUUUUUCCUCCCAAUGCUAACCUGUUUUCUCUUUAUCUGGAGCUUUCAGUCCAAACUAUCAUUUUAUUCGAGGCUUGCUCUAGCUGUGUACCCACUUCAGACACUUAGCUUGAGAAUGAGUAUACACUUAAUUCUUUUGCCAGCCUCGCUUGUGCCCUUUUCAGAUAUACUUGUAAAGUCCUCUGUUACCUCUAACAGCUGGGAACUUCCAAGUACACAAGCUUUUUUCACUCAGCUCUAUGUGAAACCCAGCUAGGGAACAAGAGGUGGCUAUACGUAUAGUUCCACUCUUCCACUGCAGCACUGAGCGUCCAUUUCCCUGCUCCUUUUUAUAUAUAGCGCAGAUGUUAGUGUAAGAUUCUCAUCCAUCGGAGUGGAUAACAAGUGUUCUUUCUGUGUGUGUUGUUUGGAUCUUGUCUUGUGUAUAUUGGGUGAAAUGCAACACGUAUGUUAAUGUUGCCAGACUGAGUGCAUGUUCCUCAUUUUGUUGGUCCAUCUGGUUUGUUUGACUACUUUUUCUUUCUGGGUUCAGGCUUCUCAGGCUCCAUGUGCCAGAUUGACAUCGAUGAGUGUGCCAGCACACCAUGCCAGAAUGGUGCAAAGUGUGUGGACCGGCCCAAUGCCUACGAGUGCCGUUGUACAGAAGGUAAUUGCUCUCUGCAAUGAGUUAUUGCCUUCCAUGCUCUUCUGUGCUGCUGGAGAGGGAAUUGUUUCAAGUCAUGAGGAUGUUGUGUUGACAACUGCACAAGGAUAAUUAGAAUCUGAUGCAGUCGAGAGAAAAUUUUCUCCAAAACAUCCUUUACAUCUGCCUUUCGUGGGUGCCAUUUUUGAGAAGCUCGGGCUGGGUGUGAUGUGAGCUUUCUCCCCAACCCAUGGUCUUUCAUCUGUGAACAUUUUUUAGGGAAGGUGUCAAAUCACUUUCUAACUUUGGUAUCAGGCCUUCAGCAAAAUAACUUCUCUAUUCCUGAUUCCCAGAUAGUUGUGAAAGAUCAAGAUCAAAUUGAUGCUUGCAGGGGCUCUGUUUUAUUUCCUUUUAGAUGGCUUUGGUUUAAAGAUGAGCACAGAAUUUAACACCAUGAAAUUCCCAAGGAAGCUUAUUGUGUUCUGAAACCUAGUGGUGCACAGUGCAUGCCACAACACAUCAUAAAGAGAACUAAUAUUCCCAUGAAUUAAAGGAAAUGGACUUGGGAGAGUAGGAUUUUUUUAACAGACUGCAAGAAACUCCUACACAGAAUGGGUUUUAGGAUAAGGGGAAAGGAAGCCAAAUUAGUGCACACAGUUCAUUCACAUUGUGGAAAGGAGAAAGGAGGGUUAGGUUACUCCUCAUUUUUUGUUGAGUUUCUUAAUUGAUGUAUCUAACUUGCUUGAUAAACAUGAAGUGGCAUCCCUUCUCAGUUGCUCAGACACUUAAAAAAGGACAGUAGAUGCAUAUCUGAUUGGCUUACGAAACAAUGACUCUCAGUUUGAAAAUUACAGUGUUUUUAACACAAGCAGUUUUAAGUAAAGGUAAAACAGAGAACUAACAGUAGUUGUGGAAAAAAUAAAUGUUUUGCUUGCUACAUUUGGGUGUUUGGAUGCAUCUUUUCAGAUAAAUGGUAGUUUAGGAAACAUUGGGCGUUUCUAACAUAUUAGAUAAAUGUAUCUGGAGGGACCUGAAAGUUAUGAAAAUGGAAGGGAGGGGAAAACUUUUCCCCAGUCUGCUGUGUGCAUGAAUUGCUACGAUGCUGAUUUCCCCUCUCACUUACAGGUUUUGAGGGGCCUUUGUGUGAAAGGAACAUUGACGACUGCUUUCCAGAUCCCUGCCACCAUGGCAUUUGUGUUGAUGGCAUUGCCAGUUUCACCUGCACUUGUGCAGCUGGUUACACGGGAUACCGCUGUGAGAACCAGAUCAAUGAGUGCCACAGCAAUCCCUGUCAGCAUGGCGGCAAGUGCAUUGACCUGGUGAAUAAGUACCUGUGCCACUGCUUGCAGGGGACCUCAGGUAGGGCAUCCCUCCUCGCUCUCUUUCUCUGCUUCCUCUCAUUCCUUACAUCUCCCAGUCCUAUCCAGCAGCACCACACUUUUCGUUUAUUUUCUUAGAAAAAUGUAUAGACUGUUUAAUCAGAAAACCCUCGUAAGUUGUGUAUAUAAUAAAGUUAUCAAUAAAAACACAAGAUAAAAAUUAGCAAAGUAAAACACACACACACAAACACACACAACUAAACGAAUGCCUGGGAAAGCUUGCUGCAAUAAAAAAGAACAAUAUAAUGAAGGCACCUGCCUGGUGUCAAUAGGCAGGGAAUUCGAAAGCACAGGUGCUGCCAUACUAAAAGAGAGACUCACAAAUGCAGAGUAAACAUUACAUGUCACUUGUAAAACUCAAGUUUUUCAGAUCAAAGCAGCAAAAUAGGCGUGUAUGGUGCAAAUCAAUCCCCCCAAUAAACUAGAUAUAAGCUGUUAAGGGCUUUUUAUAUGUGAAUACUAAGCUUAUUAUAAGCUGUCUGCUUUGCGUGUAUCUAAUUUGUGUGAUGUCAGCUGGCCGGCUGCCAAGCAUGUAAAGCUGCAAUCGCACAAGUUAAAUGUGUGCAAGUUGUGAGUCUCCUGUGCUGCUGUUGCCAAGCUAUCCUGGUCCAGUUACGGGUCACAGCUGUUGCACCAGCAGAAGCUGGGAAAAGGCUCUCUUAGCCACUGAGCACACCUGGGCCUCCAGUGACAAAACUGGAUUCAGAAGCACCUCCAGGCUGUGUACCUGCUACUUUGGAGUGCGGGAAACCCUCUCCAGGGCAGGAAAGGAGAUCAAGAAGGAGGAGCAAGUUUGCACUCUUUUCUUGUUCUUGAUCAAGAUCAUCCCAUCAGGCCAGCCACAGCUGGAACGGGUCUAGAUAAUCUGUACUUGCCACAACCCUCUUGACCACCUUCCCCCCAAAAAGUGAGUGCCUACAACUGGUCAGUAGUUAGUCCAAACUAAAGAACCAGCUUCUUUGGGAGUGGCCAUACCCCUGUCUCUUUCAAGGUGGCGGGGACCAUCUCCUUAUGUAAAUUAACCAUUUACAUAGCUAUUGGGCAGAAUCCAUUGAUGAUGCAUAGGAAGCUAUAACAAUUUCCCUUUCAUUGCAUCUAAACCUACUUGCACCAGUUCUUUCCACUCUAUACAUGUCACUCAGCCAAGACAGGAAAGAAUUUCCAAGCUUGCUGUGGGUCCAUUCAAUGUAGGGCAAUUGCAUCUUUCUUCAGGCCUGUGAUAUAUCCUUUUUUCCAAGGUGCCAAUUGUGAGAUCAACUUCGAUGACUGUGCCAGCAACCCCUGUGAUUAUGGCAUCUGCCGCGAUGGCAUCAAUCGUUAUGACUGCAUCUGCAAACCUGGCUUCACAGGUGAUGGCCGGGAGAAUGAAUUGCUGGUCAGGAAUAGGGCAGAAGUAGGGGAAAUUGAAGAGGGUCAGAGUCAACAGCUACAGCUUUAAUCAAGAGAGAAUACUGUGGCAGAAUCUGCAUGUAGGUGGCAAGUGUUAGGCUUUGCAGGCAGGGCUUGAGGUAGCAUUGCUCAAUAGCUGCUAUAGGAUUUAAUCCAUGCGUAGUGAAGGGGACAAAGCUGGAUGAAAGCAGCAAGAAGUUUCUUCUUGGCCACUCUGUUGCUGAGCAGUACUUUCUCCCAUUUAGGUCCCCUGUGCAACGUGGAGAUUAAUGAGUGCGCGUCCAACCCGUGUAAGAAUGGUGGCACCUGUGUGGAUGGUGAAGACGGCUUCUCUUGCCUUUGUCCCGAGGGAUUCCAUGAUCCACAUUGCUAUUCAGAAGUGGACGAGUGCAGCAGCAGCCCAUGUGUGCAUGGCACAUGCCACGACAACAUCAAUGGGUGAGAGCUGAUUACCCCAAGUGCAUGAGCUGCUGCAGCAGGAGUAGGCAGGCUUUGCUCCUAUUGUUCCCAUGAGGUGGCUCUGAAGACACAAGUGGAUUAAGUCACUUCCUACAGGCUGGUCAAAUGGGCUAACAAUGGGUGGUGCUUCUUGGAGGGUGUAAAAACGCUUUCCCUCUUCAUCCUUUCCCCCCCUUCUUUCCUCUACAGGUACCAGUGUAAGUGUGAGCCAGGCUGGGCUGGCACCAACUGUGAUGUGAACCACAAUGAGUGUGAAUCCAACCCAUGCCAGCAUGGAGGGACAUGCACUGACUAUGUCAAUGGCUAUCGUUGCAAGUGCAAAGAAGGCUUUCAGGGUAUGCGUCUCUAUGGCUUCCUUGCCUUGCUUUUGUUGCCUGUACUUUACACCACGCUCAACCUCUGUCUAGCUCUUCUGUACCCCAAGAUACAUAUCUCACCCACAUACUGUUUUUCAUCUCUUGCCACCUCUGGAUAAUACUCUGCCUGUUGUCCAAAGUUAUGCCUUCUAUGUAACCUUCAGUGUUUGAGCCAUCUAGAUCUAGUGAGUGAUUUGCAGGUAUCUGAACCCAGCUUUCCCCCAGUUCCAUUUUCUGGUCCUUCAUGGGAGCUGAUGUUGGUUGGUGGCAUUACAAGUGGGAGAAAGAUUCAUCUUCAGGGAUAUCUGUGUUUAUGGGGACCUUAAUACUUAUCUGGUUCUUCUGCAGGGACCUACUGCCAGACCAACAUAAAUGACUGUGCCUCCAACCCUUGCCUCAACCAGGGCACCUGCACUGAUGGCAUUGCCAGCUAUACCUGCAUCUGUGACUUACCUUACACUGGUGAGCUCUGUGGGUGGUGGGGAACACCUGAACAUCUUCUGCAAAAACUUAAUUCUUGUUAAGGGACUUGAUCUAGUGAAGGGACGUGUAUGGCAGACCCCAUGCCAGGGUUGCAGUUGGGAAGGGAGAGAUUAAUAAGCAGUAAUUGUUUGUACUGAGUGCCAUGUUAGAAAUUCAUAUUCUGCAUUUUAGCCAUUCAUGGAUAAGUAAUGCAGAUAAUGGCUAAAGGACAAUGGUGUGAUAGGCCACAAAUAAUGGACGGAGAAUAUUGCAUGUGUCUGUCUCUUCCUCCUUAAAAGAUAAUACAGUCGUACCUCGGAAUUCGUUCAGGAAGUCUGUUCGACUUCCAAAACAUUUGGAAACCAAGGCACAGCUUCCGAUUGGCUGCAGGAAGCUCUUGCAGCUGAUAGGAAGCCGUGUUGGACGUUCAGGUUCCAAAGAACGUUUGAAAACUGGAACACUCACUUCUGGGUUUGCGGCAUUCGGGAGCCAAAAUGUUCAACUCGCAAGGCAUUUGGGAUCCAAAGUACGACUGUAUGUACUUGGGUGCUCUAAAGGGAGAGUGCUUGGAGAGCUGAAAUAGAUGUGUGUGGUGUGUGAGAGAGAAAGAAAAAGAGAGACUGAGAAACAAAAUGAUACGGAAUCACAUGUUGCCUUUACUAUGUUUAAUUCUUGGGCAUUGCCACUGUGCAUGGUGAGUUCAGGCGACAGUGUCACAACAUGGGUAGGGAGAAGGAUCUGAGUCACUCAUCAUCUGGUGAUGUCACAGGCAUUAUCCAAUAGAUGCCCUUGGCAUUUGUGCAACUUCCAUUCUACAAGUCACUUUAAAUUGCAACAGCAUCUGCUUUCUGCAAACCACAUUUUUAAAGCAGCAAUAUGUCAUGGUUAGGGAGCCUGGAGAUGGGUGUAAACAAAAGUGCUUCCUCAAAGAAAGACAUCUGGAUCCAUGCAACAAAUGACUGGCAGCUAAACAUUUGUUACUCUAUAAACUGACUGACUGGGAAGGCUCUUGAAUUAACUUUAUUAUAUUUACCUUAUGUAUAAAGUAUAAUUCCCACUGACAUCACUUUGUGGCUAGACAUUUGGUCUCUGAACUUGAUUUGUAUUCCUAUUGAGUCCAAGACAUAAAUGUUAUAUAGUUCAGAAUAAGAUGGCUAUUAGGCCAGUGGAAAUCCAAACAAGUACCCUUAUCUGUUUCUCUUCCCACAGGCCGGAAUUGUGAGAAUGUGCUGGCUCCCUGUUUCCCCAAUCCAUGUAAGAACAAUGGUGUCUGUGACCACACACCUGACUAUGAGAGCUUUACCUGUGGUUGUGCACCAGGCUGGCAAGGUACUCAGACUCAUGAGCCACGUUCUUCCUGUACUUUUCUAAAUAUUGUGGCAUCUAAUCCUAUGAGCUUAUGUGCCAGUUUUAUAUUUUAAUUUGUUUUAAUUUUGGGGUGGCUUUUAAAUAUAAAGGCAUUUUUACUAAUUUGAGUUUGUAUUGCUCACUGUCCUGAGUGUCUUUGGAUGGAAAUGUGAAAAAGAAAUUUCAGAAGUAAAACUGACAUUCUUUUAUUGAUUUUACUUCACAAAAUACCUUUACCAGAAGUUCUGCCAUUCUAAUGUGGCAUAUUUAGCAAUAUUCCUGAUGGUAACAUUGUGACUGGAUAAUCUAAUAAUUUUCUUAUAUCUAUGCAUUCUGUGUGAUUGAUUAUUUGAUAGUAGACACACGCCUGGGAUAUUGUUUUGUUGUUUCCUUCAUUGUUGUUGGUUUUUUGCUUCUCCACAUAGUGGAUGCAGCAAUAUGGAAAAGUCAAUAGAAGUAGAUUGGGGGGUGUGGGGGUGUGGAGGGGAAAAAAGAAACUUAAAAACAAACAGUAACCAUAUUUUCUUAUCCCCAUAGGGCAGCAAUGCCAGAUUGACAUUAAUGAAUGUGACCAGGACCCAUGUCGAAAUAGGGGCACCUGUACCAACACACAUGGCAGUUACAGGUGUGCCUGCCGUCCUGGCUACACUGGCACCAACUGUGAGUUGGAUAUUGACGACUGCAAACCAAGUGAGUUCAUUGAGCACAUGAGACAACAGGAAAGAACAACCAAGAAUCUGAGAUCUUGCUAACUAUUAUGGCCAGGCAGUAUAGCAAAAAGAACUGGGUGGAAGUUCUAGGAAGAAGGAGCACUGGUAGGACAGGAAACCUAAUAAAAAACUGGAAACUGGGCAAAAAGGUCAUUAGGUGACAUCUGCCUUUCCAAGCUGGCUUCCAAGUCUCACAUUUUUGGAAGUGGCUGUGCCUUGUCAUUUGGCUUAUGUUUAGAAAAUUAAAAUGCUAAGACAAUUAAAUGGUACAGACUAGAUGAUUUAAGCAAAUUUGCUUUCUUUUACCUAAGCAUAAUCUGUGUUGCAUCACGUAUGCUAAUUGCAAACUCAGAACUUUGAGUGCCAGUGCUUAUGGAGCCAAAACAGAACCCUCCAUGCAUAAGAGAGAGGUAUCGGCAGGUUUGGGUGAACCCCAAGUUUUUCACAGGACUACAAGAAGUUUUGAAGGGGAAACACUCCUCUUAAACAGUCCAACAAGACAGAGUAAGCUUACUGACCAUGGAAUGCUGACGGAUUGUUGUGGGUGGGGUGGGGGGGAAAAAACUGGCAGGGGAACAGGAAUGCUUAACAUAGCAACAAUUGCUUGCAGGUUCCAUUUGUACUUCAGACUUCUAAACUUUGCAGAACUUGGAUUUCUUUGACUAGGUAUAGAAUUGUAGAGUUGGGAGGGACCAUGAGGGUCACCUAGUCCAGUGUUUCCCAACCCUGGGUCUCCAGGUGUUUUUGGACUACAACUCCCAUCAUCCCUAGCUAGCAAGACCAGUGGUCAGGGAUGAUGGGAACUGUAGUUCAAAAACACCUAGAGACCCAAGGUUGGGAAACACAGACCUAGUCCAACCCUUUGCAAUGCACGAAUCUUUUGCCCAACGUGGGGCUCGAACCCAGAACCCUGAGAUUAAGAGUCUCAUGCUCUACCGACUGAGCUAUUCCAAUAUAGGCUAGAGCACUACUAAGAGUAGGUUGUGGACUGUGACUGCGACUGAUAUUCAGACAGAACUAGAUCUUAUUUGGAUUGAGAUGUUUGAAUGUAACAUUAACUCCUGUUAAUGCCAGUGAAAAUUCAACAUGCCUGUGCUCCAUCCUCAGUCUCUCCUGGAUUCUGUCCGUGAUUCUGCAUGUGCAAAGUUAAACAUGACAAAAGAUCUUAGUCUUUUUGUAUUGGAGGAUGUCAUAGUGAAAGAGUUGAGAGCUUGUCUUGACCCCUCUGAGUAUUCCUCUCCCUGCCAACAGAUCCUUGCCUGAAUGGUGGCUCCUGCCAAGAUGGCAUCAGUACUUUCAUGUGCACCUGCCUGCCAGGCUUCACAGGCAUACACUGUGCAACUGAGACCAAUGAGUGCCUGAGUAACCCCUGCCGCAAUGGCGCCACCUGCACAGACUAUGUCAACAGCUACACUUGUACUUGUGCGCCAGGCUGGGCUGGCCUACACUGUGAGCAGAAUGUUCAGGAAUGCACUGACAGGUGAGCUGAUAGUUUGUCAUGAGGAACAGUGACUUAUGUCUACCUAUCUUUCAACUCGUAUUACUCAGAGGGCACAUUUUGCAGAAUGGAUAAAGGUAAAUGGACCCCUGACCAUUAGGUCCAGUUGUGGCUGACUCUGGGGUUGCGGCGCUCAUCUCGCUUUAUUGGCCGAGGGAGCCGGCAUACAGCUUCCAGGUCAUCUGGCCAGCAUGACUAAGCUGCUUCUGGUGAACCAGAGCAGCGCACAGAAACACCGUUUACCUUCCCGCCAGAGCGGUACCUAUUUAUCUACUUGCACUUUGAUGUGCUGUCGAACUGCUAGGUUGGCAGGAGCAGGGACCGAGCAACGGGAGCUCACCCUGUUGCGGGGAUUCGAACCGCUGACCUUCUGACUGGCAAGUCCUAGGCUCUGUGGUUUAACCCACAGCGCCACCUGGCCCCAUUCAUAUGAACAAAGCCAAACAGCACUAUAUGGUAGGAGUUAGUCAAGAAGGUUGGCUUACUGUUGUACAGUUCACAUGUUUUAUAUAUUCGAGCACGUUCCCCACUGUAUCAUGUUUAAUAAGGUCCCAGAGUUUUCUUCUCUGCUUUUUAGAACAAAGUGACUGUCUUAUUUUAGUAGCAAUGUGCGGAAAGGGCUCUGUUCUAGAAAACUCUAGAUGGACGAAUGGUUCAGAAGUAGGUAGGAUCCUGUUUAAAAGGAGACAGUGUACUUCUGUCCCCUCUUUGCUUCUAACUCCUCUGUUAGUAAAAACAGAUAGUUAUUCAUAUGAACACAAGACUAAGCCUGGGAUUAAGUGCUGGAUGCUAUAGGGUGACAGGAGGCUGAUCUGAAGUUCCCCUGGUUGUCAGUUACAGGCAAAUCCAAUCCAGUUGUAAAGAAUGGUCAAAUAUUGAGUAAGGAGGGAGGCUUAUCACACAGUUGCAUUUUUCACCUAGAACAGAAACUUCGGUGUAAGACAGAUGCAAGCCAGCACAACUAGCCAAGUGUUAGCUGGUGGGGUAGGCCUAGCCUGUGCUGGGUGUCUCUUGGGGUAGAUAACCUCCUUCCUCCUUCCUUUAUUCCUGACUCCUGUACUUUUGUUCCGGCAGCUCCUGCUUCAAUGGUGGCACAUGCUUGGAUGGAGUGAAUUCGUACACAUGCCACUGCCGGGCUGGCUUCAAAGGAUCCCACUGCCAGCAUGAGAUUGAUGAGUGCCAGUCACAGCCCUGCCUCAAUGGUGGCGUAUGCCAGGAUGGUGUGCAGUCCUACCGCUGUACCUGUCCUCAGGGCUACACAGGUUCUCAGUGCCAGGUAAUCCACCCCGGCCUCUGUUGAAAGGGAAUAAGAUGGUUCAGGGUUUCUCUUGUUUAAGCCUGAGCCGCUAAGUUUGGAUGGAGUUUACAUCUUUUCUAUAAAAACCCAGUACAUAUGCCUUGCAAGCAGGCCCCUAGAGAGGUUGUAGUAUGGAGACACCUAAUGGAGAUGGAUUGGGAAGCUGCCUGGGUUUUGUCAUUGUAGGUGGGAGCUGGGUGCUUUUAUUUUGCCACAAAAUCUCUUGCCUUGUCAUGUCCCCUCUAGACCCUGCUGGAUUUGUGUAGUCGCUCCCCCUGUCAGAAUGGUGGCCGCUGUAUGCAGACAGGCACUACCUUAUCCUGUGCUUGCCCUGGAGGUUGGACUGGGCGUUACUGCGACAUCCCCAAUGUUUCUUGUGAAGUGGUGGCCAGGAACCGAGGUAAGGAAACAUGCUCCAGGGGCAGUGAAACGGAAGCCCUUCUUCCUCAUUUAUUCUGCUAGCUGCUUCCUCAGUGACCUUGAUGACGCAUGUUUGUCAUCCAGGCUCCCCAGCAUUAUCAGCUUAUGCUCACUGGCAAAGCUGAUACAGGACUUCCAGAGUUGACACAGUGAAUGUUACUUGCCUUCACUGAUGCGGGGACAAUGUCCUUGGGUUCACUGGUGCUCCAAUCAAUAGUUCAGACGGCUAUUCCCAGUGGCACUGGAAACUAAAAAUUCUCAACGUUUGAAGUCAAUUUUCCCAUGCUUCUAGGGGGCAGAAUAAAAGCUGCAAAUGUUGUUGCAGAAGUGGUAGUUCUGUAUAUGAAACUCUGUAAUAAUUUCAAAAUGGUGUGAUAAUGGCUGAGGGCAAUGGAGAGUUGGUCUGGAUUCCCUGGUCCUGCUAUAGUACUGGAGCACGUUGCAUGUUCUAUCACAAUUUAACCUCUAUUAUCAAGACUCUAAAGAGGCUUUUUUUUACAUUUUACAGAAAUGUAAAUUAAAUUCUGACUUAGGAAACAUUGGGAUAUGUUGUGCUUCCCCAAUAAAGUGUCUUUUAAAUUGUGGUGGGUAAGAAAGUCUAGUGCUUGGAGGAAGCCCUUGGGUUCUGUUCUUAUGACCAACUUGCUUGUACAAUGUUGCUUCAGUCUUCACUUACCCUGCUUUUAGUCACUUUGUCUAAUCAUCCUUUGGAAACAGGAGGGCAGAAUAUGUAGCAGUACACAAUGUGUAAUUUGCUUUUCCGUACAAUAGGUGUGACCAAAGAGCAGGUGUGUCAUUACGGUGGCCGUUGCGUGGAUGCUGGCAAUACUCACUACUGCAUUUGCAAAAAAAGCUACACCGGCAGCUACUGUGAGAGUGAAGUGGACCACUGCCAGUACAACCUGUGUCGAAAUGGGGGUACCUGUCGCAGUUUUGUGGGAGACUACGUCUGUGAGGUGAGGGAGUCCUUGCAGCCAGUAACAGGCCAGGGUUCCUGGUGUCUCUUCAGAACUCUGGGAAACCUGGUGACAUUUAAUGAUGAGUUGUUGAAUGUCCAGUGAACAAUUGCGAAAUAAGAUAAGAAAAUGGCACAAAUCUGCAACUUAUUUUCCCAGUAAUUAAAAAAAAAACCAAAAACACGAAAAACCCCUCUAUUUUCUUCCAAAGUUUUAUUUUGUUGAAAUAUGGAUAUGGAUUAUAAUUGUUUUCCCACUACUGCAACCUUCCUUACUUUUGGUGGUAACUCCUAUUUGAUGGCUGGUCAGAUUGGUUGAACUUCCACCAUGUCUUAUAAAACCCAUACAUCUUUUGUUUUAUUCUUUGCCACAUCAUAGUUGCAUAUCAGCAAUGAAGUCCAUUGUGUUGUUUCUCAAAUUCUCUGUAAGAAUUUUUUCCCACCGCGCCAGGCACAGCCAAACCAAUAUUUAUAUGCCCUUGUGGGGGAUGCAGAGAAUUGUGUUAUGGGUAGAAAAUAGCCUGCCCUACAAAGUAAAAUUUAUGGUCAUUGCUCCACCCAUUUUUGCCUCUGGCUCCACCCACCACAUGACUACUGGAAGGUUGCUCAGAAGGGAAUGUAGCCAUCAGACUGGAGAAGGUUCGCUAUCUAUGGUCUGGAGACAUUGAAAAAGUACAGCAUUACACAGGAACCAAACAGAAAUGAUACUGCAGUGUUUUCUAACAACAUAUGUUAGCCAUGAUCUUGUGAUACAGUUUCAUAAUGAUGUUUAAUGUUUCUUCUUGCUAUGUAUUUUCCUUCCUUUUUAUGAAGCCAGACUGAUCUAUUUGUAUAAAUCUUGGAAUAAUUUGCCAUAGUCUAUUUGCUCAAAAUCCCAUUAAACUUUAAUAAUCUUAAUUUGGACAAAAAAGAGGAUGGUGCAACUUGAAGGAUCUUUCCCUUCCUUAUGAAAUUGUACUAGUUUUACUUGAUUUUACACAUCAGUAAUAGUACAGUUUAACAAACAAAACAUAAAUUUUAAUGGAACCAAGAGCAGGAAACCUUUUCAAAGACGCAAGGCUUCAGCCUUUCUGGCCUUUUUGUGCUCAUUGCUGUUUUGUCUUGUUUGCUUCUCUUCUACACCAGUGCCCGCUAGGGUUCGAGGGGAAAAACUGUGAGUAUGACAUUGAUGAGUGUCAGUCACACCCCUGCCAGAAUGGAGGGACUUGCAUUGAUCUUGUUGGCCGCUACAUUUGCUCCUGUCCACCUGGAACUCUGGGUAAGUGCUCCUGGGUAUAGGGAGACCUUUACCAAUCGUACCUGUAGUAGGAAAGUACAAGACUGGGGAAAGGAUUUAAGUUCUGAGGGCACAGGUGUUUAUUGCUGGAUUUGCUAUUUUGUUGAAGAAUAGUGAAAGGGAGCUCUGGAUUUCCCCGUAGGGCACAGGAUGGAGAACAUGGGCUCAGAGUUCUCCCAGGCCUCUUUUUGAGGGAGGACAGCUUCAGCAACAGUGCCCAGGGCAAUGGAUGGAUGGAUGUUGACUCACUGUUGGGCACCGUAAAGGGCGAGGAAUCUUGUUUUUUCCACAGAGACAAUGCAAGGAUUGUGAGAAGGAGGAAGAGGUUUGUCUUCCCUGAGUCUGGAUGUUUAAUGUGAUGGCGUGUUUGUCAUUUCUCUAGGUGUCUUGUGUGAAAUAAAUGAAGAUGAUUGUGCUAUGAAUCCUGGCUCCCGGGUCCCCAAAUGCCUCAACAACGGGACAUGUGUGGACAGAGUCGGUGGCUACCGAUGCAGCUGCCCACCAGGUUUCACAGGCGAGCGCUGCGAGGGAGACAUCAAUGAGUGCCAAUCCAACCAUUGCCACCCACGCAACACGCUUGACUGCGUCCAGGAAGCCAGUGACUACCACUGCAUUUGCAAGCCAGGCUACACUGGUGAGUGACAGUGUGUUCUCUUUUCAUGUGGCUGAUGUGUGCAAGGGGCAAGGGAGAGUGUGCCCAAAGUGAUGCGUAGAGGAGCCAGGCUCAAGGGCUGCAAGUAGGAGGACUCUCCCCUGUAAAGAAGUUAGGAGUUCAUCUUCAACCAAGUGGGUGGAGGGGAAUCCAACUGUGCAGCUAAAUGCAUAUUUGUGAUCUAAAACAAAGAUUGGAAUGGUGACUGGAUGAGAUGAGCCUCUUUGGCCAUUUCAGUGAGCAAAUACGAGCUUUGAGAACUAGUGUUAAGAUGCAAGACCAAAUAUAGCAGGGUGGUGGUGGUCUUUGGGGCUAAGUUCUGCUGGAAUCCAUCAGUAAUACUCUUGUUUUUCAUAUCCUCAGGCCGCCAUUGCAAGAACAUUGUGAAUGCGUGUGACUCUCAACCUUGCCAGAAUGGUGGGAAGUGUAAUCCGGCAGUCAACCUGCCUCUAGGCUACACCUGCCACUGUCCCCGGGUGAGUCCCCUACAACACAGCUGCUUACAGCAAGUGGCUAAUGCAACUCCUGUACACAAACAUUGCAAGGGGCUAGGCGAGGGAGAGAAAGGAAGACUGCGGUUGGGAGGAUUAGGUGGGGGAACUGUUAGGCUGAUAAGUUGGUGUUGUGCUAUGAAUGAGUUUCAGUACCUGUUAGGACAAGGUUUCUGUCUGGGAGGCUUUUUGGAGGUAGAGAGUUUAGUGUCCUCCAAUGCAAGGCUUAUCAUGGAAGGAGCUUCUACUUGGGAGUGGCAGGAAACAAUUCUGCUGCGUGAUCUUGUGGGAAUUCUGGUUGUGAAUCCUGCAAGAGAAGUUUGAUGCAGUGCCAUAACACAAUGCAGAAGUCUAAUAUUGGCUAAUAAGGGGAGAUGGCGUUGGUGAGUGGUGCCCAGUACUGGGGGAUGUGGGGUGUGGGAAGGUACUUCUUGAGGGCGGGAUAUGGGUGCUGGGCCUUGAGAUUUGUGGAGGGAAGAAUUUACUCACCAGGCUGAGCGCUUGUAAGAGGACAGCCAUGGUGCCAGAGGCUUUCUGUUGUUAGGCCAGCAGUUGGAGUGAUUUGAGGGCUUGGCCGGCUUUCCAAUCCUAACUCUGCAUUUUAUUCUUUUCCAGGGUUAUUCAGGCAUCCGCUGUGAGCGCAUGCUCUCCUGCCGGGAACUCUCCUGCUUCAAUGGUGGCAGCUGCCGGACCACAGCGCUGGGUCCUCGCUGCUCCUGCCUGCCUGGGUGGGCUGGACCGGAAUGCCGCCUGCAUGCCAACAGCAGCUGUGCCAGCAUGCCCUGCCACAAUGGGGGUGCUUGCCAUGAGACUGCUGACCCUCCUUAUUUUCAGUGCCUUUGUCUUGGUGACUACACGGGGUUCCGCUGCCAGACCCGCACCCUGAAGCUCCCCGAAGUCCACUGCCCGCUGAAGGAGUGCGCUGCAAAGGCCGGGGAUUUCUACUGUGACAAGAUGUGCAACAGUCCAGCCUGCCACUGGGAUGGCGGUGACUGUUCCCUGCGAGUCGAUGAUCCCUGGAAGCAGUGCGAGAGCCCCCUGUGCCUGCAGCUCUUCAACAACAGCCAGUGUGAUGAGAUGUGCAACACGGCCGAGUGCCUUUAUGACAACUUUGACUGCAAGAGCCAUGAGUCCAGCUGCAAGUGAGUCCUGCCACUGCCUCUUGAGUAGGGGAGGUAUCUAGUUGUGUAUACCGUACCAGAGACCCCUGGAAUCAAGGGCCACCCCAACUAAAUGAGGAACCAAGACUUAUUUUAGGAAGUGUAGGGAUGCUGUGCACAAACACGGGUGCUUCCACUGAGACCUAUAAAUUUAUAUCCGUCCCUACUUCCGACACCAAACAUGGCAGAGUCUUGGUAUUAUUUGCAUGGAUUCCUUCUAUGUGUUCCACUUGACUAGCUCUGAGACUUGGCCAUGUUAGCUGUGGGGUGUAGGAAUCCACUGCAGACCCAUAAUGCCUUGUGCCCUUUCCUCCUUAGGGCUUAACAAGGCACCAGUGAGCUGUAUUGGCAUAGGGUUGGUUAUGACAGGCGUGAAUCAGUUCCUUCUCCUCCUCCUUCUUCCACAGCCCUGUCUAUGAGAAAUACUGCUCAGAUCACUUUGCUGAUGGCCAUUGUGACCAGGGCUGCAACAACGAAGAGUGUGGUUGGGAUGGGCUGGACUGUGCGCUGGAGGUGCCCGAACGCUUGGCGGACGGCGUUCUGGUCAUCACUGUGCUGCUACACCCUGACGAAUUGCUCCGCACCAGCACCAUCUUCCUGCAGAAGCUGAGUUCCAUUUUGAGAACCUCCUUGCGCUUCCGCCGUGACAAGGACGGUAACUUCAUGAUCAAGCCAUAUUACGGGUCUGGCAGUCGGCCGCCGUAUUAUGGAUCUGGCGGUCGGCAACGCAGGGAACUGGAACAAGAGAUUAUUGGGUGAGUCACACAGAGGAGCUGAAGAAAAGCAAGGAGCUUUGGGAGUUCAGAGAGCUGCUUGUUGGUGGUGGGGGGUUAUAGGACCCAGGCCUCAAGGAACAUAGAGGGAGGGAUAUAAGAAGGUUCUGAAUUGGAAGGAGAGGUAGUUGGGCCCAGAGGCUCAGCUAAACUACUUCCAACAGCCGUCACAGAAUAAGGCAGCUGUGGGGGAAAAAACUGUAGAACUGGCAUACAAAUCUGAGGGUUCUGAGGAAAUACUAACAAAUCCAGAGUCACCACAAAAACUGUUUUGGAGCUGAUAACAGGAUUAUUUAGUGAUAGAUUUCCAUAACUAGACGGGAAUUCAUUCAAGCGUUUUUAGAUAACUUAAUUAUAUUAUUCAAGAACCGCUUCUGAUGUCUAACUGCUUUCUUAGCCAAAGUACCAGAAGGUGGCUAAUGAAAUAAAAGAAGCAAGUGAGUGCCUGAGAUAGUGGUGGAUCUCUGGAAGCUUUAGGUUAAUGCCAAGCAAGUGGGUUGCAUGCAUCGUUAAGAACAAAUGGGGUAAAUGUGAUCUGCUUAGGAAGAGUCAGCCUGCAUUUUGUAAGAAGAGAUUGUGCUUCACAAAUACAUUAGGAUUAUUAAAGCUGCUGAGAGAAUCUUGGGUGUUCUUUUCCUUGAUGUGUGUAUUGGGAAGUGCCCAUUCUAAAAUUCAGUGUGUAAAAAGCAACAGACCUUGUUUCCUGCACCAGAGGAUGAAUGGGGAGCAGGACCUUUUGUGGAGCUGGCUGACUUGCCUUGUCCUAGAAUUGUGUGUGCUACUAGAUAAGGAGUUCUAGGCCCUGGUAACACUUGCUUCUUCCUCCAGGUCUGAGGUCACUCUUGAGAUUGAUAACCGACUCUGCUACCAGGCUUCAGACAAGUGCUUCCCUGAUGCAGAUAGUGCUGCAGACUACCUGGCUGCCCUGUCAGCGGUGGAGCGCCUAGAGUUCCCAUACCCCCUCAAGGCUGUGCGAGGUGAGGGCACCAGAGGAGUCAUUUGCUGGAAGCAGAAUUUGACUGGGUUUGGAGUUUACAGGAAGGUCAUGACAGGGUCUCCUAAUAGGGCGGUAUUGUUUCUACAGGUGAAAAGAUCAAAGAGGAAGGCGAACUUAAGCUGGUGCCAUUGCUGGUGGUGGCAUGCCUGAUUCUGCUGGUGAUCCUGGUGCUGGGUGUGCUAGUGGCACGGCGCAAAAGAGAGCACAGCACCCUGUGGUUCCCUGAAGGCUUCAGUCUGAAGAAAGAGAGCAGCAAUAAGAACCGGCGUGAGCCUGUGGGUCAGGAUGCCCUAGGCAUGAAGUAAGAGCCUUUCAUUCACCCAGAAUGAAACCCCAGUUCCUGCAGCAGGUUUCAGCUUCUGCAGGAGAUGGUCAGCUAUCUGUGGCUUGUACUUUGCUCCCAAUUGUGCUUUAGUUAGCUGAUGGAGAACUUUUCCUUCAUUUUGUGGUGUGGGAAAGAGCAAGAGGGUGUAAGCCCAUAGGUUUGGUGUUUGCCCUGCACUACUGUUUGACUUCACUAUGUAUCUUUCCCCCUGCUGCAGGAAUAUUGGCAAAGGAGAGAGCCUAAUACCAGACAGCUCAGAAGACUGGCUGGAAGAGUGCCCAGAGGCCAAGCGACUAAAGGUAUUCCUUUUGAGACUUUGCCUGGCUUAAGAAAGGGGAUUCCAGCUUCUCACAAGAGCUACCCCACUGCCUCCCCCACCCUUUCUCUUGGUGUCCGCAGGUAUUACUCCCUGCAUCAGACUACUGUGGGCCUGACUCAUUAGUGUUUGCAAGCAGCAAUGAAGUAGUUUGAUGCACUAGGUGAAUAGGCGCAUAUUAUGUCUUUCCAUAAUAGCUACAGGCCCGUGUUCAUCCUUGCCAGGUGGAGGAGCCAGCCAUAGAUCGUGAAGACCCUGUGGACUGCCGUCAAUGGACACAGCAUCACUUGGUGGCAGCAGACAUCCGCAUGCCGCCAUCUAUGGCCCUGACGCCACCCCAGGGUGAAUUUGAUACUGACUGCAUGGACGUCAAUGUCCGUGGACCAGGUAAUUGGGAAUAAGGGCAGCGAGUUGGGUCUGCGAGCGCUCAUACAGAGCUUUUGCAUACAAUGUCUGAUGAACAGAAUAGAUCUGUUACUUCCUGUCUUCUGUAACAAGUCGCAACAUGUUUUGUUCUAAUCCAGUAUGUGGCACAUGGGAGAGGAGAAACAGAGCAGAUCUUUUAACAAAAGCCAAACACAACAGCAACAACCCUUGUUGGGAUCUCCUUACAGAUGGUUUCACUCCACUUAUGUUGGCCUCCUUCCGUGGUGGUGGUGAAAUGGAGACUGAACUGGCUGAGGAAGAGGAAGCAGAUGACUCCUCUGCCAACAUAAUCUCGGACCUAAUCUGCCAGGGGGCUAACCUGAGUGCCCAGACAGACCGCACAGGUGAAACUGCCCUGCAUUUGGCUGCCAGAUAUGCACGGGCAGAUGCUACCAAGCGCUUGCUGGAUGCUGGUGCUGAUACCAAUGCACAAGACAACACAGGGCGCACACCACUUCAUGCUGCCGUGACUGCUGAUGCCCAGGGAGUCUUCCAGGUGGGUCUCACCCAGUGGACUAGUGUGGCCUUUUAAAUCCUGGACAUAAAUCCCCCUCCUCUGCCUUGCCCAUGUUAACAGCAUGCUCCAGUUCCCUUUUUAAGUGGAGAGCCACUGUGAUGGUUACCACCUGGAAGUUAUUCUUGUGUUAUCCACUCAUUACCUCUCUGGGGACAUGAUGAAAAGUUACUUAGCCUGGCUGUACUUUGCAUUGAUAAGAGUGAAUGAGAACCUAAGAACUGUACUUGAGGCGAUAGUCUUACUGUGCACAUGCUGCCGUGGAUGGUGUGUGUUUUUGGCACCAACCUAACACACCAACAUGUUCUGUUGCCAGAUCCUGAUUCGGAAUCGAUCUACAGACUUGGAUGCCCGAAUGGGGGAUGGUUCAACAGCACUGAUCCUAGCGGCCAGGCUGGCUGUUGAGGGCAUGGUGGAGGAGCUGAUUGUCUGCCACGCUGAUGUCAACGCUGUGGAUGAGAUGGGUACGUAACCCCCAGAGAGGCUGGGGGGCUGAGUUCUUUUACUUGGCUAUUCUGCGUUAUGCUGAACUUCAAAGGGAGGCCUCCUCAGAACUACAACAUGCAUUGCAAAUGUAUUCCAAAUUAAUUCCGCAAAUGCACUUGCUGAACCUCCAGUCUGGUUGCCCUGGGCGUUUCUCAAGCAUCAGCAAUUCACUUGGCCAUUCUCCUGACUCCUGCUUCCCUCUCUAAGCUCCUUAGAUGCAUUCUGAUGAGGCUCUGCAAGGCAAGAGCCACUGUCAUCAUAGAGCCCUGAGUGCUAGAGGUGGAGGGAGCAAAAGGAUGGAUUACACACAUGACAAGGAAUGUGGGAUUAUUAUUUCUCUCUUUCUCUCUCUUUCGUCACAUUCUUGAGAGUCAAUAGGACACCCCCCCUCUGCUACCUAUUUUUUACUAGCUCUUCUUUUUUCAGUCUGCCUACUGAACUGCUGGAAAGGGGAUAGAAAACUCUUGCCAGAACUGAUCUGGUGCAGAGGAUUUCCCUCUCCAAGCAUUCAUUGCUGACAUACUCUUGCCUCCAGCUAGAGUUCUAAACUAUUUGCUUUCAGAGGGCAUCCCCUGCACUUCCAUCAUUCCACCCAUUUUGCCUUUUCCCGUUCCAAUCCACCACCCUGCCCUCCUUUCCCCCUCUCCCACCCGCAUGAAAAUAAGCCAGGAUCCAUGUGUGGCCCUCGUUCCUGAUGUAUGAAGACAAUGCCUUACUGUGUGGAGGGGUAUUAAGAGAGUAGGGCAUGGUCUUUGUGUGCAGGGUCAAAAUGACAGAAGACCUUCUGGGGAACCUGCUGGUGAUUCUGGGGACCCCAUAGCUGCUUGACUCUUGCAUGGACAUGCAUCUCCAUAACAAAGCAGCUGAGUUGCUGAGAGGACAAAUCCAGAGUCUACAGAAGGUCCAGCAUUAAAGCACAGAAUGAGCAGCAACAGGCGAGGAUGGUAGUGAGGAGCAAGGUGGUAGCUUUAGAAUGAGGAGAGUUAAGGGAGCUGAUGCAGCAGAAUACUUCUAGUGGGAUCUGAGACUCGGUAUCAAAGAGAGAACUUACAGUAAUCCUCAUGGUGUCAUUCCUCCCAGGUAAAUCAGCCCUGCACUGGGCAGCAGCUGUCAACAAUGUAGAGGCCACGAUUGCGCUGCUGAAGAAUGGAGCCAACAAGGACAUGCAGGACAGCAAAGUAAGUUCUUUAUUGCAUUUGUUUUUCGAUUAUCAUGUGAUGCUUUAAGUUUCAUGUGUCCCCAUAACUUCGCAAAAUCACAUCUGUUGCUGUAGGCUCUGUCUGACAGGAGCAGCUCUUUCCAUCCCUGUAAAUGUGGCUCCCCUGCCUAUAUAUGGUGGGGAGGUUUACAGGGAGACAAGAAGCUGAUGGCUGCUUUUCUAGAAUGCUUUGUAGUAUGUUCUCUUCAUCACCCUGUCCUCUCUGCGGCAGGAGGAGACACCGCUGUUCCUGGCAGCCCGGGAAGGCAGUUAUGAGGCAGCCAAAAUCCUGCUGGAUCACUUUGCCAACCGGGAAAUCACAGACCACAUGGAUCGCCUGCCACGCGACGUGGCUCAGGAGCGCUUGCACCACGACAUUGUCCGGCUUCUGGACGACUACAACACCGUGCGCAGCCCACAGGGGGCGUUGCCCGCCGGCCACUCCCUCUCCCCUCUCAUGUGCCCUCCCAAUAGCUUCUUGCCCAGCUUGAAGCCCACGCCACAGGGCAAGAAGAGCCGGCGUCCUAGCACCAAGAACGCGACGGCGGGCAGCAGCGCCAGCCUGGCAAGGGAGAGCAAAGAGGCCAAGGCACGUGCCAAGAAGCUCAACCUGGAGUGCCAAGGCUCUCUCCUGGAGAGCUCUGUCACCCUGUCUCCCGUUGACUCACUGGACUCCCCCUAUGUGCCCAACCCUGCCUCGCCAGGGGUCUUCCACCCAGCCAACUCCUCACUGUCAGUGCCCUCCACUCCCAUGGUCCACGGCAUGAUGGAGGCGCCCUUUGCUGUCAGUCUGGCACGCCUCAGCGACCUAGGGGACGGCACCCUCCUCUCCAUGAACCGCCUCUCAGUGCCACCAGGCCGCAUGGGGCUCAGCCUGGGCAUGGUGAGCCCCGUGGCCAUGCCCUUUGAUUGGCAUGCCCGUGUCCCCACUUCCCAGUGCCAGCCAAUCAUAGGGGUUGUGCACCCUGCCGCCUCCCAUCCCAACCUGCACCAACCAGGCCAGGCUUUCCCACCAGGGCUGCUUCUGCCCAGCCACAUGGCCAUGGGGCACAGCUCCCAGGGUCUGCCCAACUCAGCUCCUCCACAGACCAAGGAGGCAGCCCAGCCCAUGCCCCCGCCAGCUACCACCAUGAGAACCAACCAGCCUGUCUCGCCCCAGGAGGCCCAGGGGGCGCCCCGUGCAGGGCCCCCACAGUACCUAAAGCCCGCGGGGGUUGAGGAUUACCCGACACCCCCUUCUCAACACAGCUACACACAGGGGCAGGACGCGACCCCCAAGCACUUCCUCCAUCCGCCCAGUGAGCACCCCUACCUGACUCCUUCGCCAGAGUCCCCAGAGCAGUGGAGCAGCCCCUCGCCCCACUCCUUGUCCGACUGGUCUGAAUCUACUCCCAGCCCGACUGUCCUGGGGCCCAGCCACACCCAGCUGCCUUCAGUGGAGCCAUCCGCUAAGAUGCAGGUGUUUGCGUGAGGAGGUGGGUGGUGGAGCAGAUCCCAGAGGCCUGUGUCCCUCUGUGGCCCCCAUUGGGGCCUGCACUUGCCUCAGGGGCUCCUGUCGUCGUUUCCCCUGACUGUGUUUUUAUAAGAGAAAAACUCAAGUGUAAAAAGGUUUUUUUUAAAAAAAAUAAAAUAAAAUAUGCCUGGUCUUGGAGGGGGAAGGCAUGGCCUCCCCGUUCCCUCACUGCCACAGAGCCCAGGCUGGCCCUCUCCCUUCCCCUCCCCUGUAACCAUGGCAACUAGGUUUCGGGGGAGGGUUUUUUUUUUUUAAAAAAAGAAAUAAACUCUUCCUUUUUUUUUGUAUAAACACUGCAUUUACUCCAAACGCUUUAUUUUUUACAAUGUAUGCAAUGUCAGAACCCCUGUCUUGCCACUCUUCUUCCUAUGGGUCUUGAGCUGUGAGGAAUGGAGAGGAAACUGUGCCCCUUGCUCCCCCCCUCUGCAUGACACUGUCUCUCGGGUCGAGCACCCCCCUCCCCUCCCACCAUGUUGGGGCGGGAUUCUGCUCACUGUAUUUGUGUACUGGGUACGCAGCAUUAGCCCAGACUGGCAUUGCUAUGCAGAGGGUCGAGCCCCAAACCUGCCCGCUGCCCUGCAGGAAACUAAGCCCCAUAGCCCCCCCAAACUUGGCACUUCUUCACAUUCCAGGUUAAUUUAUUCAUCUUAAAUUCUACAGCAUUCCCACCCUGUCCCCCACAAAAUCCCCCUUGACUUUCCAAAUUGCUUCAGCUAACGCUAGCCAUGGUCAUGGGGAUUUUUUCAGUCUCCAGAGUAUUCUGAGCCACUCUUGUUUUCCCCCUUUAUUAUUAUAUUUUAUUAUUAUUAUUCCUGGCCUUUACUAACAUUCCUCCCAUCUGGUCCAAGGCCGCCUUCGGCCUACCUCGGCAAGUUACAUUUUUCCUGUACGACAAGUUCCUUGCCCCUGUGGUACUGCGUGGGAAUUUUGGGGGCAGCCCCAGACACUAAAAAGAGUUUCACUCUGUCGUGAAAGGUACUGAACUGAGAUAGAACACAAAAUGCUUCCUGUUUCUCCUCAAAAACAUCUGGCCCCAGCAGCCAACUACCUACACUUUCCUCACUCCCUGACCCCCCUCCCCUUCGCACUCUGUACAUUCCAGCUAUCCCUGGCUGUAAAUACUGCUGGUGGGAGCAGGUGCCCAGGCAGGACCUUGGUCCGGUGGUGACCGCUGCUUCCUUCCCACCCCACCCCCCUUCCCUUCCCAUGCUCUGUAGCAUAGUGGGGGAAUGGCCCUGCGCAAGUCAGACCUCUCUUGUCAUAGAAGGACCAUUUCUAGCUCAUUUAAAUAAAUAAACAAAAAAACUUUUUUAAAAAACAAAUUAAAAAAAAAAUCCAGUGUAAACCAAGUAGCUUUAAAGCAGCUGGGUGCUUUGUGUACAGAGCGGCUUGAGCCGCGGCAUAAUAAACAUAGCUAAUAAGGAAAUCGCCUCUGCUUCCUCUGUGUGUCUUUUGUUUCUUUUUGUUUCGUAGUUGCAGGUUCAGGCUGUGUAGCAAGCCACUACGUAUUUACAUAUAUCUAUAAUCUACUACAAA